ACCUGGAGACCCGCCUCCUGCGCUUUCAACUGGCCCGGAGAGGAUUAGGGAGAUUUUGGGCUGGGGGUUGGGAGGGGGGAGGGGGCGUGCUCGGCGCCGAUCCCCUCCCCCGAUAACCCCCACCCCUACAACCAAGAAGGGAGGAGGGGCGCCCGACGGGACAGCAAGGGAGCCAGCGAGCCGCGGAGCGCAGCGCGGGGAGGGUUAACCCGCCCAUGUAAACGUCGUCUGGGGCUUGUCAGUUUCCGAUUCGAGACCCGGGAAAAAAGGGGGAAAAGGCACGCCUGGCAGCGGGCGGGCACAGCAGCCUCGGCGGCAGCAGGAACCGCGGAGACCCCGACGGAAAGGACGAGGAGGCGGGCGCCGAGGUGAGCGCCCUCGGGCGCGGGCGCCGUGCUGGCGGGCCGGUGGGGAGCCCGAGGGAGGGGGUUCCCCGGGAUCGCGCACCCCGGGAUCGGGGCCCUGGGAGAACAGCUCCCGGGGGCUUUGUCCUCGUGGGGAGGGAAGAGGAAGCCGGGCACUGGGAGGCACCGACGACCACGAUUCACUUGGGGAGCUCGCCUGGGGGUUGGUGAGGAGGGCGUGUGUGGCUUUGGAGAGGCACCGGAGCGCGGUGGGUCGCCCGCUUCCUCGCCCCCUUCCUCGCUCCCCGUGGAGUUUCCCAGCCGACGCUCGGCUGCCUCGACGGCGGCGCAGCCCCCGGGACGAGGAAGAAGCGCGCGCGCCGGGGAAGGUGGGAUGCGCAGCCCGGCGGUGCGCGCCGUUCCACGCCGGAGCUCCCUCCAGAGUAAAAGCGCGCAGGGCGGUAGCCUCGUCGGGUGGGGGGGGGAAUGCCAUCCCCUCGCAGGGGUACAGCCCAUUCUCACAACAGCCCAGUGAGGUGGGUCUCCUCUUUUCUCCUUUUGCUGAAGGGGGACGGAGGUUUGAGUAGCCCAAAGCCCGGCCGUGACGUCGAGGCUGCGCCCCUUUCCAACUUAGUCCCAUGGAACUUAUGCGUUUUUUGUAGGAUCGCGCUGCAGGACCCUCUUUCUGUCCUUUUGGGGUGGGCCACGCAUUGCCUGCACUGACCCCCUUCUCCACUCAAUGGGGGAACCGUGGGACCCCCCCCCCCGGCCUGGCGUUUUUGCCCUCUGGGCUGGGCUGCUCAGCCUCCCGCCCCUUUCCUUUGUCCCCCGAAGCGGAUUCCCCUGCGGGGCUUCUAGGUGGGAAGUGGCUGGUUCAAAACAACAUCAAAGAGCUUUGCAAAAAGCACCGCUGCCCCAUAUCUUUUCUUCCCUUCUCCGUUGAGAAGCCCCCCAAACCCAAGUAGGGCUGGGUUGGUGUUCUGCCCCAGUUGAGGACCAAGUGAGCUGUCCAGAAACUAUUUAUCUGACUUUUUACCCUUUCCAGAAGUUAAACAUGUUUGAUACCCAGUGGAAGUUUGAAGAGGAACUGACUCAUUGUGGCAGAAGCCGGUAAAAGGGCCCUUCUGGCACAUGCAACAAAUCAGUACAUCAGCCUUCACCAACCUGGUGCCCUCCAGAUGUUGUAGUCCAGAACAUCUGGGGGCACCAGGUUGGUGAAGGCGGAUGCACAUCUUUAAGGAGACAUAAUAAGCUUCUUUGUUCUAGGUAAAAGGGUGUUUGUGUGUGUUCAUAUAGCAUGUGAAAUGAUGGGCUUGCACAUUUAGAGUGCCCAGCUUUUACAUUUUAUGCCAGCCUUACCCAGCCUGGCACCCUCCAGAUGUUGUUUACCUAUUUAUGUACAUUUUAUAUUUAUUUAUAUUUGUCAGGUUCCAUCACGCAGAAAAAAUGGGUCUCAAAAUGAGUUAGCAAGAUAUAACCCGAUGAAGUGACCAUGUUGUCUAUGGGGCUGAUGGGAUUUGUGGUUCAGCUGGAGGGCGCUAGCUUGGGGAAGGCGGCUUUUAAGCCAUGCCACUGGCAACCCUCUGCAAGGGGAAAGUUCACAGAACGGUUAGAAGCCCACAUGCACAACCCAUGUUUGCAAUUUGAGAUGGCUGCGAUGUGGCCCAUCUCCCCUUGAAGACACCUAGGUGGAAUGCACGCCUUUGAGAAUGGCUGAUUCAUUGAGAGUUCUUUAAAUCAUCCAUUUACUGAUGAAUCUUACUGAGGUCUAUGGAAAUUUUCUGUGCAGAAAGUGUCUGAAGACUUCAGAAUGAAGGUGUGUGUGUAACUCAGAAGAUCAUACUUGCAUUGGUUGUUUACUAACUUUUCUGCAAUGGACACAUUGAUGAGAGUUAGAAUCUAAUCACUCUUUGGCUGAUAUUCUCAACAAUACCGAAAUGUGCAUUUGUUAACUCUUGAAACCUUUGACCACAUUUUUAUUCACAGAAGUGGGGUGGCUACAUCCUACACCCACAUAUUGGUAAAACUGCUGUACAAUGCUAGUCUUACUCAGAGUAGACCUAUUGACGUUAAUGGUUGUGAGCGACUCAAGCCCAUUGAUUUCAAUGGAUGGCAUCCAGCUAAACAAUUCCACUAGGGAGCCUUUUAGUCAUCUUCUUUAGCCCCAUGCCCCUCAAUAUGUGUUUCCCUGCAACUCUUUGGAGAAAUUUUUAAGGUGCCUUGUUUGUGCUAGUGGAACUAUUUGACUAGAUAUCAACCGCUGGGUCUGCUCUAAUUAGCUCAGUGGCUCCCAAGCCUUCUCAGGCCACCUCCCCCUUAGUUGCAGAAGCUCAUCCUCAGGGACCCCUGCCCCCCCAAAGCAUUAUUCAAAAUAGUGAUUUGCACCACCCCCUAAGAAAUAUAGCAACCCAAUAUAAUUCAAAACAGCAACCAUUAAUUGCACAUUUAUUCCAAAUCCAAUUAGAACUAGUCUGUUUAAUUUAACUCAACAAAACUGAUCACCUUGAUCCAGAGAUACCAGCUUUUAAAAGUCUGAGAGUGAUUGACACCUCCAGCACUUACCUCCCUCAGUGCCUGCCUCUUGCCUUUUAGCACCCCCCCCCCCCACAGAUAAUCUCACAGCCCCCAUCUUACGACUGCCUGCCUUGGGAACCACUGACUUAGCUGGAUAUUACAACCCACAUAUUUGGGCAUUAUUUGCACAACUCUCCAUCCAUCUGAGACUUUUCCGUUGCUGCUGUUCUGUGAACAGAGGACAAUCGGUUGCGGAAUGGCGGGGGGCGGGGAGCCUGACUCAAACAUGGCAAGGCUGCAGCGGCUGGUCCAAGCGGCUACCAUCUUGCUUAAGAGAGCUUGCCACUGCGGCUGGGCUUUACCUUUGCAGGCCAGGUGGUUAAGGCUGCUGCAAAUGUCCCUGGGUUUCUCUCCUCUAUAUGCUGGGGGAUUGACAGCCGCACCUGGGAAGUGGUGGCGCCUGACGUGAUGUGAGAACGCAUGAAAGCCUUGCCCGCCAGCGGCGCAUUCACGCAUGCCGCUUUCGGUGUUGUGAAGCAGCCUGCUUGUGCCGCAGCGAUUCCUCGCUGGGUUGUGGUGUUUUAAACUCCACAACUGCAAAAUAUGGAAAAGGAGUGUGUUGGCACUGGGGGUGUUGCUCUGGACAAAGAGAUGUGCAAUGCAUGCACCAUGUUGUGACUCUAGGGUUGCAAUCCCCCCUGGAAAUGCAUGUCUGAAUUGGGUUUUAAGCCCACCAGGACCUUUCUAACACUCAGAGAAGUCUGGGUGCCGUGUGUGCAUUUGAGACCUCCCCCUUCCUUAUCUUCUCAGCCAGGUUGCACUGUUUGUCCAGGCCGAUGUGGCCUUGUCCAUGCGGGAGGCCCAAGACAAUGGCCCUCUCCUUACAAAGGGCCUGAGGGAACUGGUCUUGAGGCUAGAUAGCCCUUCAAAUGGGCCUGCAAGCUUUCAGCACUCAUUUUACCUGAAAAGCUGGCUCUGGGUGGUUGUUCUGUGUAUGUUUUCUGUGCAUCAACAGCCAGAAGUAGCAAUGUUUCUGAACACCAGUUGCUGGAAGCCACUGCAGGGGAGAGGGCCGCUCCUGUGUUCGAAUCCUGCCUGUGGGCUUCCCCCAGGCAUGGUUUGCCACUGUGAGAAAAGGUUGCUGGACUGGAUGGGCCAUUGGCCUGAUCCAGCAGGCUGCUCUUAAAGAUAAAGGGACCCCUGACCAUUAGGUUCAGUCGCGGACGACUCUGGGGUUGCGGCACUCAUCUCGCUUUACUGGCUGAGGGAGCCGGCGUACAGUUUCCGGGUCAUGUGGCCAGCAUGACUAAGUCGCUUCUGGCAAACGAGAGCAGCACACGGAAACGCCAUUUACCUUCCCGCCAGAGCGGUACCUUUUUAUCUACAGUGGUACCUCAGGUUACAGAUGCUUCAGGUUAUAGACUCCUUGCGGGUGGCGCUGUGGGUUAAACCACAGAGCCUAGGACUUUCCAAUCAGAAGGUCAGCAGUUCAAAUCCCCAUGACGGGGUGAGCUCCCGUUGCUCAGUCCCUGCUCCUGCCCACCUAACAGUUCGAAAGCACACCAGCACAAGUAGAUAAAUAGGUACUGCUCCGGCGGGAAGGUAAACGGUGUUUCCGUGCGCUGCUCUGGUUCUCCAGAAGCGGCUUAGUCAUGCUGGCCACAUGACCCGGAAGCUGUACGCCGGCUCCCUCGGCCAAUAAAGCGAGAUGAGCGCCGCAACCCCAGAGCCGGCCACAACUGGACCUAAUGGUCAAGGGUCCCUUUACCGUUACUUUAACCCAGAAAUAGUACCUCAGGUCAAGAACUUUGCUUCAGGAUGGGAACAGAAAUUGUGUGGCGGCGGCAGGAGGCCCCAUUAGCUAAAGUGGUACCUCAGGUUAACAACAGUUUCAGGUUAAGAAUGGACCUCCAGAACGAAUUAAGUUCUUGACCCAAGGUACCACUGUACUUGCACUUUGACGUGCUUUCGAACUGCUAGGUUGGCAGGAGCACGGACCGAGCAACGGGAGCUCAUCCCAUGGCGGGGAUUCAAACCGCCGAUCUUCUGAUCGGCAAGUCCUAGGCUCUGUGGUUUAGACCACAGCGCCACGCGUACCUUUUAUAAAAGGACUGGUCAUGCCAACCUGAGUCUAAGCUGCUUGACUUAGAUAGCAUCUCCCAUUCUUUGGGAGCAGAAUGUGUGUCUUGAGCAGAUAUUAGCUGGUGGUUAGAGGCAGUGAGCCAUUCUUGAGUUAGGGGAAGGAAGAGGAGACGGGAGUUCUCUAAACGCUCAGUUAUAAAACAGAAGUUUCCUGGCGCUUGAGGCCUUCCGGUAAUGAUGUAAUUAAAGAAAGAGGGUGAAGGAGGGAAGGUGGAUAGGAAUGGAGCCACAUCCUCUGUUAGAGUGGCGAGAGGUGAGGCUCUGGGAAGUUGCUUGUCAGAGAAAGAAAGAGGGACAGAGAUAGGGGGAGAGGUCUAGGAGAGGCAACUUUGCUUAGCCUUGCGGGCUGGAGGGCUAGGCAAGAUUGCAGCACGGAGUUUAGAAAAAGGACUGAUUUUCACUUUGCAUUUCUGCAUUGUGGGAAUGGUCACGUAAUGUAGAGCUCGGCCCCAGAGCCUGGUUCAAGCGCCAAGUCUCUGGCGGUGGUUCAAACAACAGUGCUUCUGAGCAUGUGGGGAGUUCCUUCAUCACUACGGUGGGAGUCUCAGCCAAGCUGGGUGUCAGUGCUGCCAAAUCACAGUGGCUAAGGGUCUCUGCUUGGAUUAGGAGGGUUGUGCAUUAUAUCAUGUCCCAGCCACUCCCACUGCAAUGUGAAGAUGCAAAAAAUACUUCAGGGCUGUUGUGAAGAUAAUUGAUUAUGGAUAAUGCAUGUGCUAUGCUUUGAAUACUCCAGACAGCACACAUUGUUUGAAAUAUGAAUGCUGUCCCUUCAAAUCCUGAAGCAAUAAAACCAAUUAGACAAAAUUAUACAGUGGAACAAACAAACCUGGAAUGCAAUUAAAAGUGACUGACCGCAGGAGAGCUCACAUCCAAAUUAUUUUUGUGAUGGUUAAGGAUCUGCGACAAGAAUGCUUUUGUCCGCCAUUUCCUUGUAAAAACAAAUUACCGUAUUUUUCGCCCUAUAGGAUGCACUUUUUCCCCUCCAAAAAUGAAGGGGAAAUCUGGGUGCGUCCUAUGGGGCGAAUGCAGGCUUUCGCUGAAGCUUGGAGAGCGAGAGGGGUCGGUGCGCACCGACCCCUCUCGCUCUCCAGGCUUCAGGAAGACAUCCGCAGCCUAGGCAGCCCUGCGGGAGGUCCCGCAGGGCUGUCUAGGGUACGGAUAGCAGCCUGCUUCCCGGAGCGCCGGGCGCGCUGAAAGCAGAGCGCCCGGCGCUUUGGGAACACAUCCGCAGCCUAGGCAAUCCUGAGGGAGUUCCCGCAGGGCUGUCUAGGCUGCGGAUAGCAACCUGCCACCCGGCGCGAGGGGCGCCCUGAAGCAGAGCGCCCCGCGCGCCAGGCAGACAUCGGCCAGCCCCAGAAGCUUGGGGGACAGCAGGGAGGCACAGCGCCGCCAUCCCGCUGUUCCUCAACCUGGUUCGGUUUCCCCGACCUGGUUUUGGGGGGGAAAUAAAGGGGGGGAAAUUUCCUUUAUUUCCCCCCAAAAAAACUAGCUGCGUCCUAUGGGACGAAAAAUACGGUAGACACUGCUCAUAAGUUUAUUUCCCACCAUCAAAUGCAUCUUGCAGGAAAGCACAGUGUAAUAUAUGCUCAUCCUUAGCUGUGACUGGGGACCUGAAUAAUCUGUGUAUAUAAAAAAGAUCAAGAUGUGAAUUAAAUGCAUAAGAAGAAUCAGGUUUCUGGAUCUGGUAGAAUCCCAAGAUCUGUCACCCAGAGACUGAUGCAAAAGAUCCUAAGCUCAGGAAUUUUGUAAUAGUGCUCAAUUUCCUUCCAUACAUAAUUCCACUCCUAGUUAUCCCCAGGUCACUUAAUAUGAGCAGUAUAACUCUUUCCACUGAUGGGGGGUGGUGGUGGAGAAGCCUGGCUUCCCUGGGGGCUGCACCAAGGUAGACACAAAUAGGUAGCUGAUAUCCACCGAAUUCACCCAAGAUCUUUUAUGAAUUAUUCCAAACCUUUUGCAAAGAUAUUUUGAGGAUGCUGAUAUUGGAGUUUGACACCAUUGCUGCUUCUUCCAGCAGUGAGUUCCACAGGUUCUUUGGCCACUGCGAUGACCCGAAUUCUUGAUUGAACUGUCCUGCUUUGCCACAGUUGGAAUGUUUAAGUCUCCGGAAGACACCUCAAAGCACAAUGCUUUUCAAUGGGGAUGGCUAAGUUUCAAGACAUCGUUUGAUCUAAGAGUGGGAUACAAUUCUUCUUCUUCGUCUUCUUCUUCUUCUUCUUCGUCGUCUUCUUCUUUACCCUUCAUCAUAAGAUCUCUUUUUUAAUAGUCAUCUGUCAUUUUCAUUUUACAAUAAGGACAAUGACUAAUGAUCCAAAUACACAUUUAAUUUCAACUCCCCCCUGCCCUUUCCACGGUUCACUUCAUUAUUUUCUUUUCUACUACAUUUUCUAAUUAAUACCUAUCUUUUCAUUUUCUCAUUUUCUAUAUCUCCCUAGUUAUUACUGCUGAAUUUACUCUGUCACUGUUAACUUUUUAAUAUGCUUACAGUAAUUUUCCAGAAGGGACGCGGGUGGUGCUGUGGUCUAAACCACAGAGCCUAGGGCUUGCUGAUCAGAAGGUCGGCAGUUCGAAUCCCUGCGACGGGGUGAGCUCCCGUUGCUUGGUCCCUGCUCCUGCCAACCUAGCAGUUCGAAAGCACGUCAAAGUGCAAGUAGAUAAAUAGGUACCACUCUGGCGGGAAUGUAAAUGGCGUUUUCGUGCGCUGCUCUGGUUUGCCAGAAGCAGCUUAGUCAUACUGGCCACAUGACCCAGAAGCUGUAAUCCAGCUCCCUCGGCCAGUAAAGCGAGAUGAGCACCGCAACCCCAGAGUCGGCCAUGACUGGACCUAAUGGUCAGGGGUCCAUUUACCUUUAAUUUUCCAAAUAAUCUACAAAACAUUUUCUAUCUUCUUUAAAUAGUUUUCCAUCUUGAUCUCUUAUUCUAUUUGUCAUUCUUGCCAUUUCUACAUAUUCUAUCAGUUUCGUCUGCCAUUCUUCCUGUGUUGAUAUUAUACCCUCUUUCCACCUGGGAAUAUUCCAUUCGAGCUGUUGUAGUUGCAUACAUAAAGAGGGAUUUCUGAUCUUUCAAUACACUUUCAUCUGUUAUACCUAGAAGAAAGGAUUCUGGGCAUUUAACAAAUGAUUUUUAAAACAUUUUUUUCCAGUUCAUUAUAUAUCAUCUCCCAGUGAGGCUUAACCUUUUUGCAUGUCCACCACAUAUGAUGAAAUGUGCCUUCUUUUUAUUUACAUUUCCGACAGAUAUCUGCUUUGGAUUUGUAGAUUUUUGCUAAUUUACUUAUACCACCUAUAAAUCAUUUCCAUGUAAUUCUACCUUAGUGUGUAACAUGCUGUAAAUUUCAAAUCCUUUCCCCAUAAUUUCUCCCAUGCAGACAACUCUUACAUUAUGACCUAUAUCUCUUGCCCAGUGAAUCAUCGCUGAUUUUACUAGUUCAUCUUUCCUUUCCCAUUCAGAUAAUAAGUUGUACAUUUUGGACCUUCAUCAUAAGAUCUCAGGGCGAUUCAUAGAAUAAAAUACAAGAUAAAAACACGAGGAAAUAACUAAAACAAAACUGGCAAAACAAUAAUACCCCCCUUCCCACAGGCACAUAUUAGAAGGCUGUAGAAUAUUAAUCAGCCAAAGGCCUGGUUCAAGAGGAACAUUUUUGUCUGGCACCUAAAAAUAUAUAAGGAAUGGUGCCAGGCAAACUUCCCUGGGGACAGCAUUCCACAAAUGGACUUCUGCUCCUCUGUUGCAAUGAGCAUCAUUUCAGCAUCUCAUUGACCCCUGUGGAAACAGAAUGAUAACGGUUGGAGGAUGGAUGGUGGCUAACAGAUUGAGGUUGAAUCCUGACAAGACAGAAGUACUGUUUUUGGGGGACAGGGAGUGGGUUGGUGUGGGGGAUUCCCUGGUCUUGAAUGGGGUAACUGUGCCCCUGAAGGACCAGGUGAGCAGCCUGGGAGUCAUUUUGGACUCACAGCUGUCCAUGGAGGCGCAGGUUAACUCUGUGUCCAGGGCAGCUGUUUACCAGCUCCAUCUGGUACGCAGGCUAAGACCCUACCUGCCCGUGAACUGUCUCGCCAGAGUGGUGCAUGCUCUGGUUAUCUCACGCUUGGACUACUGCAACGCGCUCUACGUGGGGCUACCUUUGAAGGUCACCCGGAAACUGCAAUUAAUCCAGAAUGCGGCAGCUAGACUGGUGACUGGGAGUGGCUGCCGGGACCACAUAACACCGGUUCUGAGAGAUCUGCAUUGGCUCCCAGUACGUUUCCAAGCACGAUUCAAAGUGUUGGUGCUGACCUUUAAAGCCCUAAAUGGCCUCGGUCCAGUAUACCUGAAGGAGCGUCUCCACCCCCAUCAUUCAGCCCGGACACUGAGAUCCAGUGCCAAGGGCCUUCUGGCGGUUCCCUCAUUGCGAGAAGUGAGGCUACAGGGAACCAGACAGAGGGCCUUCUCGGUAGUGGCGCCCGCCUUGUGGAACGGCCUCCCAUCGGAUGUCAAAGAGAUAAAUAAUUACCUGACAUUCAGAAGACAUCUUAAGGCAGCCCUGUUCAGGGAAGUUUUUAAUAUGUAACGCUGUACUGUUUUUAACACUGAUUGGGAGCCGUCCAGAGUGGCUGGCGAAACUCAGCCAGAUGGGCGGGGUAUAAAUAAUAAAUAAUAAUUAUUAUUAUUAUUAUUAUUAUUAUUAUUAUUAUUAUAACAUAAGAACCGUGUGUGGAUCAGGCCCAAAGGCUCAUCUGGUUGGCCACUGUGAGAACAAGAUGAUGGACAAGAUGAGCCAUUGCCUGAACCAGCAGGAUCCUCUUUUCAUCUUAAGGCACCUGUGUUAACCAACAUGGGACCAGGAUGCCUUAAAGAUGCCCAGCUCUGAGAUACCUGAGUCAGGUAUUUCAUGUCUGCAUCCUCUUCUCACAGUGGCCGACCAAAUGCCCCGUGAGCAACCAGCGACACUCUCCUGGCAGAGAUUCGGCAGAGUCCUCUUCACCUUUGCCUUCCAAAGGUUUCUUGAAAGAUCUUUAUAUGCCACUGGGCUUAUACAGCUGUUUAAACCAGUCGUUUUAUGUUUUAUGGCAGUAGCAAUAAACGAGCUGGUGGUAGAGAAAUGCUUUUAUAAACAAAUAAACAGACGUAUUCUAGGAGGAGCAGCAGUUGCAGAGUGGAGAUCCUCUGAAAGGAGGGCAAAGACUUGUGGCCUGCCUACAUAAAUGCUCUCAGCAUCAAGGACAGGGGUCAGCAACGUGCGGCCCAUGGGCCGGAUGUGGCCUACGAAGACUGUUUUACUGGCCCACGAGCCGCCCCCAAACCAAGCCGCCUGCUCAGCGAGUCCCCCAGCGCGGCACGGGGACUCUCCGAGUGGUGCAGGAAAUUGUGUCUGCACAUGCGCAGAUACUGGAAAUUGCGUCUGCGCAUGUCCAGACGCUGAAAAAUGCUUCUGCGUAGGCAUGAUUUUUGGUGUCUGGGCAUGCGCAGAAGCAAUUUCUGACACCGCGGACAUGCACACGCACAAUUUUCAGCAUCUGGGCAUGCGCAGAAGCAAAUUCCGGCACCGCAGACAUGCGCAGAUGCCAUUUUGGCGUCUGGGCAUGUGCAGAAGCGAUUUCUGGCACCACAGGCAUGCGCAGACGCAAUUUCUGGCAUCACGCUGCGCCAGUCCGGCCCACGGACAAUCUCUGUGGGAGUGAUCCUGCCCAUGGCCAGUAAAACUUGCGGACCCCUGAUCAAGGAGGACCUCCUCUGCCGUCCUGGCCAACUGAGCGGAACAUGCAUUCCUGAGAUUCUCUCCCUUUUUCCUUUCCACAACCUCCAUGUCACCCCUUCUUCGUGCGCCCCCCCCAAAUACAGUCUCUGGCCUGACUGUUUUCCUCUACCGACUCCCGCUUGCCCUCCUCCCCACCUCCUUGUCAAAAGAGUCUAAAUUCUGUUGCAAAGCCUAGUUAAUUUGGUUCCAGAACAAAGCAUGCAAAUUAAGAGGUGCAUAAUUGUUGCUGAUUUGCACAAUUUAAUGAGACUGUAGCUGCUGAGGGUUGUUUUUAAUUUAAAGUGCCUGGCCUUGUUUCCAGAGAAGGUCUCUGCCUAUAAUCCAUGGCAAGGGAGGAGAGGUUGGCGUGGGUUCAACUGCUGAUGGUGAUGGAUAUUGUGUGUGUGAUGUUUGGGGAUGAAGUGAAACCCACCAAAUUAAUUCAGACAUUAAGGCCAAAGCUGGGAUUGUGCUGAUUUCUGCCCCCUUGACAGAUCGUUUUCUUCUGCUGGCUGUUUUCGGGGUGGGGGGACAUAUUAGGAAUAUAUUUUUGGGUGGGAGCACUGUGAACUCCAUUCAGAUCUGGUGCUCAAAGUACGGUAAAUUCCUGUGCUCAGGAUUCUUUAAUUCUAAAUGUAUGUCUUUUGCAACAGGCUCUGGUUGGCGGAUCCUAGUAAAAAUCAAAGUAGAUCCCGCAAGCCUGAAGUCUUGCCUGUUCCUGGUCUGAGCAGAUUAGCUGCACUUUAACCUGGGGGAUCAUAUGGAAAUCUCUCCUAGCUCUACCUUGAGAAGCCAGGGAUCGGACCUGGGAUCUUUUUGCCUGCAAGGGAAGAGUGUUAACCACAGAGCCACAUCCUUUGUCUUUCCCAUAAGCACUGUUAGUAUGCGUGAAACUGGCCACUUUUUACUUGGAAUGCCAGUUUCUAAUAAAUCAAGUUACUUUCAUUUUUUGAAAAAACAAACAAACAUGUAGAUGUAUUAUCGAUUUUUCAAGCAACAGCUCAACCAGAUUUUGUUUGUGCACCAAAAAUCCCCACCAUUUUAACAUUUUCAAUUAUUCUGAAAGUGGUAGCAAACUGAGGGUUUGCAGAAAACGCCAUUCAGUAGCAGAAAGUGGUUCAUUUUAGGGAACCACUGACAUGAUUUUAUAACCCACAUGGAGAAUGCUAGUGGAUUUUCUAAAUACCGUAUUUUUCGCUCUGUAAGACGCACCAGACCAUAAGACGCACUUAGUUUUUGGAGGAGGAAAACAAGAAAAAAAAUAUUCUGAAUCUCAGAAGCCAGAACAGCAAGAGGGAUCGCUGCGCAGUGAAAGCAGCAAUCCCUCUUGCUGUUCUGGCUUCUGUGAUAGCUGCGCAGCCUGCAUUUGCUCCAUAAGACACACACACAUUUCCCCUUACUUUUUAGGAGGGAAAAAGUGCGUCUUAUAGAGCAAAAAAUACGGUACGUUACAGGCAUUUAAAAUACCGAACUACUACUAGAAGUGAUCCGUGCACCCAUUUUCCUGCUGGACUGUGGUUCCAGCUGUCAGUACUGUUGAGCCCAAUGCACCAUGCGCCGCUACAUCCCAGGAGCGGCCAGUGCUCUCUACCAAAAGGUAGAUAUUUGGAGAGGAAUGUGGGGUGCUGCCCCCUUCCUGCGGAGAGGCCUGCCUUCCUCAGACAGACCUUGAGCCUAGCCUCUGCAAGCUCCACAACCGAACAAAUGCAGAAUUGCUGCAUGGGCAAAAAAAUGAUCUGGGGGCGUGUGGGGUGGAUUCCUCCCCAGCCUCUUGUCUUGAGCAAUGGCUUUUUCUGCCUGCCCACUUCCACCUACUCUCUGAAGACCGGAGCCUCUUAGGAAUAUUAGGGGGGUGGGCAGGGAAAGGACUAGACCAUGUGAAAAAUGAACAUACAGUGGUACCUCAGGUUAAGAACUUAAUUCGUUCUGGAGGUCCGUUCUUAACCUGAAACUGUUCUUAACCUGAGGUACCACUUUAGCUAAUGGGGCCUCCUGCUGCUGCCGUACCGCCGGAGCACGAUUUCUGUUCUCAUCCUGAAGCAAAGUUCUUAACCCGAGGUACUAUUUCUGGGUUAGUGGAGUCUGUAACCUAAAGCGUCUGUAACCUGAAGCAUCUGUAACCCGAGGUACCACUGUAAUAUUUUAGCUGCAGUUCAUUCAUUUUCAGCUUUGUAUUCUUGCUAUAAAAAAGUGCGCCUAGGCACUCCGUUGUUGCGCCCAUAACCUCGGUUUAAGGUGCCCUUUAGCUCCUGGUUUUCAUAUCUCAGUCUCUUACUUAACGCUGGUUGGGAGUUUUCGGGUGUCCUGGACAUUGCAGAAGCCCCCUCUCCCAAGAUCUGGUCUCCAGUACUUAUGCCUGCCAUGCAGAGAGGCGGGUGGGAGGUGGGUGGGCAAGGUUUGGGCAACCCUCUUCCUCCUCCAACACCUGCACCCUCUCCCUUCGACUUGCACCUCCCUUGUUCCUCCGUUGGGGCCCCAAUUAAACAAAUUCAGCCAGAACUUGCUAAAUGGCAACCAAUUAUUUCUGCAUCCCUUUGAAAGGAUCGAGAGGGGCAGCUCUGCAAGGACAAAAGGCUGGGAUUAACUCUGGAGAAAGGAGGCGGGUUAAGAAAGAGGCAGCAGUCCAGGUUGCUGGUGGGGGCAGCUGCUCCCUCCCCCCAAAACCUAAGACCAUAAGAACAGCCUGCUGAAUCAGGCCAGUGGUCCAUUUGGCCAGCAUCCUGUUCUCACACUAGUUGACCGGAUGCUCCCAAUGGGAAUCCCACAAGCAAGCUUCGGCUGGGGAGGGCGGGAUAUAAAUAAAAUUUUAUUAUUUUACUAUUAUUAUUAUGAGCUCAACAGAGACUUUCCGCCUCCUGUGGUUUCCAGCAACUGAGAUUCACAAGCAUUGCUGCCUCCCAUUGCGGAAGCAGAGCAGAGACAUUGAUAAGCCUCUCUGCCUUUCUUCCAUGAAUUUGUCCAAUCCUCUCUCUGUCCAAUUUGUCCAAUCCUCAUAUCUACGGGACCGCCUCUCCUGGUCUGACCCACAGAGGACCUUAAGGUCCAUGAAUAACCAUAGUUUAGAGGUCCCGGGCCCUAAGGAAGUCAGACUAUCCUCCACCAGGGCCAGGGCCUUCUCAGUGGUGUCUCUGAUCUGGUAGAUUGCUCUGUCCCAUGAGACUAGGGCCCUGCAGGAUUCAACCUCCUUCCGUUGGGCCUGUAAGACAGAGCUAUUCUGCCUGGCCUUUAAUUUGAAUUCAGCCUGAUCUUUUAUUUCCCUUGUCUUCCCUCCCCCUCCCCUUUUUUGAGACCCCACAGCUAAUUCUCCCCUGGUCUCCUCGCUGGCCCAAGUAGGACUAAUUCAGCCAGCUAGCCCUGGGGAUUAUCUAAUGCUUAUUAGAUGGAUUUCCCCUAAAUUGAUUUCUGAACUUUGAAUUUUAUUGUUAUUCAUGUUUUUAUACUGUAUUUUAUGCUGCUUUUACAAUUGUUUUAAAUUUGUUGUUAGCCGCCCUGAGCCUGGUUUUUGAACCGGGAAGGAUGGGGUAUAAAUAAAAUUUUACUAUUAUUAUUAUUAUUUUAAAGUUGGUGGCCCUCGCUGCCCCCUGUGGAAGCGAGCUCCAUAACAGCUAGCUUUCAGAAUCCAUCGCUUUUUGAUCAAAUCACUAUCAAGUCAGAAUCUGAGCUGUAGUCCUUCCAUGUGUGCCUCCCCACACCGCCCCCGGCCCCUGCCACUUUAUUUUUUUUAAAAAAGACAGUUAUAAGGGACGUGGGUUAAACCACAGAGCCUAGGGCUUGCCGAUCAGAAAGUUGGCGGUUCGAAUCCCCGCGACAGGGUGAGCUCCCGUUGCUCGGUCCCUGCUCCUGCCAACCUAGCAGUUCAAAAGCACAAGUAGAUAAAUAGGUACCGCACCGGCGGGAAGGUAAAUGGCGUUUCCGUGUGCUGCUCUGGUUCGCCAGAAGCGGCUUAGUCCUGCUGGCCACAUGACCCGGAAGUUGUACGCCGGCUCCCUCGGUCAAGAAAGCGAGAUGAGCGCCGCAACCCCAGAGUCGGCCACGACUGGACCUAAUGAUCAGGGGUCCCUUUACCCUUUACCUUUAAAGAUAGAUCCCAUCUCGGGAGUUGGAUGACCUGAUUUUGAAGGCAGCUGUCUGUAUUCUUUCUCCCCAGAGCGCCCCACAUCUGUUUGUUCCUCUUCCCGUGUGAUUCAUUGAUGGAGCCAGCCAAGUUUCAGGACUGCUCUCUGAGCCUGCACCUGUUCCAGGGUUUGGGGAUGGGGUGGAGUAGGAUACAAUAGAUUUCCAUGAAAAGAUAAAAUGAGGACAAUGCUACACACCCCUUCCAGUCAAAAGGUUGGUGCACACAGGUGUUAUUGCUCUCAGGUGGGUGCCUGCACAAAUCAAGCAUCCCAGGCACAGCCGUGUUUUCCAGGGGAGUCAAUCCACAUGUUUGCCUAGCAGCUGCUGAGCGAAGAACUUGAGGGAUGUGCGUGCAUGUGUGAAUUGGGCAAUUUGGGUGUUGGGCAGGCCAGACCACCCCUCUACCUGCUGCCUUGUGUCUGUCAUCUACACCUGAACUAUUGGGCUAAGGCAGGGGUCAGCAAACUUUUUGAGCAGGGGGCCGGUCCACUGUCCCUCAGACCUUGUGGGGGGCCAGACUAUAUUUUGAAAAAAAUAAUAAUGAAUGAAUUCCUAUGCCCCACAACUAACCCAGAGAUGCAUUUUAAAUAAAAGCACACCUUCUGCUCAUGUAAAAACACCAGGCAGGCCCCACAAAUAACCCAGAGAUGAAUUUUAAAUAAAAGGGCACAUUCUGCUCAUGUAAAAACAUACUGAUUUCUGGACCGUCCGCGGGCCAGAUUUAGAAGGCGAUUGGGCCGCAUCCGGCCCCCAGGCCUUAGUUUGCCUAGCCAUGGGCUAAGGCAACUGUUUCAUUUUGGAAUCUUUAAUUUUGGUUUCCUGUUAAUUAUGUUGCUUUGAACGUAUGCUUUAUUUUUGACUUUCUUCUGCAGUGUUUUAUUCUGGAUAGCUUUAUUUGAUAUUUUAAUGUAGGCUGUACACCGCUUUGAGGUGUUGUUCUUAAAAAGAUAAAGCGGUAUAGAAAUGAAAUUAUAAAUCAUCAUGGUCUGAACUGAACCACAGAGUCCCUACCUGCAGCCUCCUCUGAAGCCAUGCGCUUCAAUUGCACUACUUGCAUCAGGAGCAAAAGGCAGAGAUUGCAGCAGAAUUAUCUGCUCUGCAAGGGAGACUAACUGGAGGAAUAAAACUUGAGCAGCAAAUCAUGCAGAGAUACAGAGGGCAGCUCCUUUUCUAAACAUAGUAGCCUUUCUUUAAUUCUUUACAUUUUUCAUGGGACACACAAUCCAGGGCUUUGUGUUUUCUCCCUUGGGGGAACAGCGCUUUGCACAUGGUCAGGGGUAGUCUCUUCCUCAACCAGCACUUCACACGUGAUUUGGCUGAGCCCUGGAACUGAAAACAGAGUUCGGUCCUGGUCCUUGCAUUCCAGACCAGGCAUCUCUCUUUGGAGGAAAGCCCCUUUGAGACGGUUUCUGGUCGUCCGCCUGAUUUACAGGCGGGGCUGUGUGUAGCAGGGUGGGGUCCCACAUGCCCAGGCAGCUUCCUCCCCCAUUGUGUCCUGGGUCUGGGAGCAGAUGUGCAGGAUCAAUGAGAUUUCAGUAAGCAGCUGGCUGGCAGGUUUACUCUACCCAGGACACAACUGCCUGCUUCCUGCCUCCCCUUUGUUGCAGAGAGUGCAGAGCUCCAGAGAUGAAGGUCAGAGCCGAACAGGCAUUUGUGGGGAAUUUCUGGCAUUUGCAAGGAUGCACACAACAUGAGAAAUGGGAGGCAUCCAAUGUUGUUUAGUCGUGUCCGACUCUUUGUGACCCCCUGGACCAGAGCACGCCAGACCCUCCUGUCUUCCACUGCCUCCCGCAGUUUGGUCAAACUCAUGUUUGUAGCUUCGAGAACACUGUCCCACCAUCUCGUCCUCCGUCGUCCCCUUCUCCUUGUGCCCUCCAUCUUUCCCAACAUCAGGGUCUUUUCCAGGGAGUCUUCUCUUUUCAUGAGGUGGCCAAAGUCUUGGAGCCUCAAUUUCAGGAUCUUUCCUUCCAGUGAGCACUCAGGCCUGAUUUCCUUCAGAAUAGAGAGGUUUGAUCUUCUUGCAGUCCAUGGGACUCUCAAGAGUCUCCUCCAGCACCAGAAUUCAAAAGCAUCCAUUCUUCGGCGAUCAGCCUUCUUUAUGGUCCAGCUCUCACUUCCAUACAUCACUACUGGGAAAACCAUGGCUUUAACUAUAAGGACCUUUGUCGGCAAGGUGAUGUCUCUUUAAGAUGCUGUCUAGGUUUGCCAUCGCCUUUCUCCCAAGGAGCAGGCGUCUUUUAAUUUCUUGACUGCUGUCACCAUCUGCAGUGAUCAUGGAGCCCAAGAAAGUAAAAUCUCUCACUGCCUCCAUUUCUUCCCCUUCUAUUUGCCAGGAGGUGAUGGGACCAGUGGCCAUGAUCUUAGCUUUUUUGAUGUUGAGCUUCAGAUCAUAUUUUGUGCUCUCCUCUUUCACCCUCAUUAAAAGGUUCUUUAAUUCUUCCUCACUUUCUGCCGUCAAGGUUGUGUCAUCUGCAUAUCUGAGGUUGUUGAUAUUUCUUCUGGCAAUUUUAAUUCCGGCUAGGGAUUCAUCCAGCCCAGCCUUUCGCAUGAUGAAUUCUGCAUAUAAGUUAAAUAAGCAGGGAGACAAUAUAUGCAUCCAAUGAGGAAGACCAAAAAGGGGGAACCCGUAUCAAGGCGCUGAAUAAAGAGUAUUGCACUGUUUAUUAAUUCCUACCACAUUUCUGCCAAAAACAGGCUUUCUGCAGGGGCACUUAUGUUUCCUUGUGGACAACUGAAAGCAUCUUUGAAAACACUGUAGGCAGAACUCCUGAGGACGCGCCCUGAAAAAUGCAAGGACGUGGGUGUUUCAAAAUGGAUGUUUUUGAAUUGUCCACAAGGAAACACAAAUUCCCCCUAGGAAGGCCUGUCUUGGCUGAAGUGAGUUCGGCAUUACAGUCAUACCUCAUGUUAUGUGCACUUCAUGUUACGUUCUUUCAGGUUACGUCCUGCGGCGACCCGGAAAUACCGGAAAGGGUUACUUCAGGGUUUCGCCGCUCGCGCAUGCGCAAAAUGACGUCAUGCGCAAGCGCAGAAGCGGCAAAUCACAACCUGCACGUGCGCAGACGCGCCACUGUGGGUUGCAUUCAUUUCAUGUUGCAAACGGGCCUCCGGAACAGAUCCCGUUCGCAACCAGAGGUACCACUGUACUAAAAAGGGCGAUAUUCCCCCCCCCCAGUUUCUUGUGAUUGGUUUUUUCACCUUUUUUGUCAUCUGUAAGGACAGAAUGAAACAGCUCCGACAUGCUGGAAUUUGGAGUCUCAUGGGCCUGAAAGCUGCUGCAAUAGGUCCUGGUGGUGUUUCUUUUUAAGUGCACAAGUGUUUUGAUUUGUCAGAUGAGGUGGGAGAGGAAAGGAGCUGAAAGGAUUAAUACAUGCAGCAAAUGUAAUUAGGCGGCGGAACUCGCUGACACAACUUAGAUGGCUAUAAAAGAGGACUGGACAAAACAGUGGAGGAGGAGAGGACUGUGAUGGUUACCAGCCACAGUGGCUCUGUUCUGUUCCCACAGCUGGAGGCAGCAAUGCUUUGAAUCCCAGUUGCUGGAACCCACAGAACGGGAGAGGGCUCUUGCGUUCAGAUUCUGCUUGUGGGCCUCUUUGCCUGACCCAGCCGGCUCGACUUAAUGUUCCCAUGUGCUUAAUGCUACAAUCACAAACUGCCACUCCAAAAAGGCCCCUUGUCUCUGCUUGUUGUCAUCUGUGCUUCACAGGGCAUUCAUUAAAUAGAAGAAUCACAGUGUUUUUCAUAGCCCAUCCCAGACUCAGGUUGGAGCCAAGCACCUGUUCCCAAACAGUGCGUUGCUGGCUUUCAGAGUCUUCUUCCAACACAAGACCUUUGUCUAGAGAUCAGCCCUGGUGAUGUUGGCCAAUUCCACACCCCCAGCAAGUCUGCCACAAGUUGUGCUAGAUGCAGCCACACCAAACUCAUAAUAAUAAUAAUAAUAAUAAAAUAAAAAUUUUAUUUAUAUCCUGCCCUCCCCAGCCGAAGCUGGGCUCAGAGCAGCUAACAACAAUAAAAAUAACACAGUCUACAUAAAAUCACAAUCAGUUAAUUGAAAUGCAUUCUAAAAUCAAUUCAUUCUAAAAUCAAUUCAAAAUCAAAUUAAUGGCAAUCACUGCGCUAGAGUUCUGUGAGGAUUACCAAAGGAGGGGGUCAGAUUGUGCCCUGACCAAAGGCCUGGUGGAACAGCUCCGUCUUGCAGGCCCUGCGGAAAGAUGUCAAGUCCCACAGGGACCUAGUCUUUAGUGACGGAGCGUUCCACCAGAUCGGGGCCAUGGCCGAAAAGGCCCUGGCUCUGGUUGAGGCCAGCCUAACCUCCCUGUGGCCUGGGACCUCCAAGGUAUUUUUGUUUGAAGACCGUAAGGUCCUCUGUGGGGCAUACCAGGAGAGGCGGUCCCAUGGGUACGAGGGUCCUAGGCCGUAUAGGGCUUUAAAGGUUAAAACCAGCACCUUAAACCUGAUGCAGCCAUACCAAACUCAUGCCGUGCACAUGCGCAGUGCCUGGGCUGGUGGGGUGGCAAUUUCUUUUUGUGACUAAUCAAGAGGCUGUAUAGCAGGAGUGUGGAAGCGCCGGCCCUUCAGGUGUCCACAGAAGCAUCGAAUUGUAGGGUUGAAGGGUCCCCAGAGGCAUCUAGUCCAACCCCAUGCAAUGUAGGAAUCUCAACUUGCAAAUUGAUUUUUUUCCGGAAGCAAGUAACCUGGAGUGGGGUAUAAAUAAUAAAUUAUUAUUAUUAUUAUUAUUAUAAUUCUGUGAUGAUGGGGAAAGGGUGCCACCCCACCUUUUGCCUUGGGCAACAACACACUUUAGGCCACCUAAAUAUUUGGGUGGUUCUUAUUCUGUAAUGUUGGGUGGGGGCUGUGGAAGGACAAUGCGGGGUAGUGGUUAGAGUGUCGCAUUGGGGAGAAACCUAGGUUCAAAGCCACUGGGUUUAUUUAUUUGUUAAAUUUGUCAGUCGCUUUAUCCCAAAGCAACCUUCAAACAAACAAGCAAACAAACAAACAGACUAUAAGCACCACGUAGAUACAUUAAAACCAAGGGAAGAGGUAUAGUCAGGUUGUGUAGCAAAAAUAGUUGUUUUUGAACACCAAUGACUUUUUUUUUACAUGUGAUUUUACAUUGAGAAUGAGCCGUUGGCAAAAAACCCCCCUGUUUUGCCUAUGAUUACAAGUUUACCCUAGAAAAGCCUCAAUUUAAUUUUGGGGUUAGGUGAUUUUCAUUUAUUCAGAAAAACGAACUGUGAAUGCCAGCCUGUUUUGUACAAACAAGCUAUAGGGACGACUAAAAUAAACUGUGCACACGGUUUCAUUUCUAUAAUGACGAUACAAUGCAAUACAAUGUCCCGUGUUGAGCAGAUGGGAGGUGAAUGCCUGGUAGGUAAUGAAAAGCAAACAAAGCAGUUAUAAAGGGGUUUGGUGGAUACAGAGGAAGAUGCACAUCAAAGGAUUAAGCAGAGAAGCCUCAGUAGAGGAAGACUGAGAAAAGCCAGUCUGUGUUUUCUUAUUCCUUAUUCCUUUGUCUAGAAAGGGAUUCCUCAUGCCCGGAUGCUGAAAUAUUUAGAACUGGAUGCAAAUUUAAUUGAAGUGAUUUUUUUAAAACUGGGGAAUCUUUCCACAAGGCAAUGCUAUUCCACGGUUGCUUGUUCUUAACCCUGCGGCAUUUAAAUGCAACCAAAGGACUAUCUUUCCCUGGAAAUUGACUGUGCUUGUUCUCUAGGGGGCCGCAGUCUCCCUCAUCCCCAAUUGCUUGGGUGACUCACAUUUGGUAGAGUUGGUAUGCCUGGAACUAAAUAAAAAUAAAAGAAAACUGAAUAAUUGUGGUGUGUUUUGUUUUGUGUUUUACCAAAUCGCCAAAGAAACAAGAUUUUUUUUUUUGCUUUCUUGGUUUCUUGAAAACUGUAAAACAGAAAUGAUCAAUAAAGGUUGCUAUCAAAAUAAAAAUAAACAUUCAUUCAAUCCUUGGUUGAUACUUGUUUUUUUAUAUCAUUCUGAAAUUCAAUUUAACAUGACCUCAAUCUUCUCAUUGUGUUCCGAGUCAAAUUCCUGAAAUAUGCACUUAACUUUGUUUUCAACCUAUUAUUUAACUUACCGGUACUUAAAGAUUUUUCAAGUUGUUCUACUUACAGACAGAAGCUUAAUCAAGACCUACCAACGGAUUGAUAUUUUGACAAUGUUCUUUUACAUAGACUCUGUAUAUAUUCCACUCUCUGGCAGUUUUUUCCUCUGUAACGCCUUAUAGCCUUGCUGUUAGUCUCACCAAUUCUACAUAACGUCUUAGUUUAUUUUGCCAGGGGCAAAGCACCACAUUUCGGAAAUCCCCCCUGCCUUUGAAAUGCUGGUAAUGUCCAGGAAAAUCCAGGCGUUUGGCAGCCCUGUCUGAGGCUCCUGUGGCCACAGAGUUGUGUGGGACCCCCGCAGGUCAUCUAGUCCAACCCCGUGCAAUGCAGGUAUCUCAACUAAAGCACCUGUCCCUCCCAUCCUGCAGGUUAACAUGAAGAAGGAGAAGGUGGUCCAGUGGACGAUGGACAGCGAGGAGGAGAACCUGGUCUUGGUCAAUGGAAGCUGCGGUGACCCAGCCAAGGACAAGGCCGAGCCUACCUUGAAAGUCAAAAGGAAGCAGAAGAAUUCAGGUAUCCUUGGAAAUCUGCCUCCUGUUCCCUCACGAGGCUGGUGGUUUGGCACCUCUUUGGCUGAGGAGGUGCAAAAAAGUUUUUGAUUGAGUUUCCACUGAAAUGAGGCUGCAUUUUAAUGUUUUAAUCUUGUAUUUUAAUCUUGUUUUUUAAGCAGUAUUUCAAUCAAUUGUUUUUAUAUUUGGUGUUAGCCGCCCUGAGCCCAGUCUUGGGAGGGUGAGGUAUAAAUCAUAUUAUUAUUAUGAGGAGCUCUGACCACCCCAGUAUAUAUCCCAAGGGGACUGUGGAGCCAGGCUUGGUGCCAGCUGAUGGGCAGCAGUUGGGUCUUGGCUGAAGCUCCUGCGUCUCAGAAGGGCACUAAAAUAGAGGGCACUGAAGCUGCUUUAGGGGUCUAGUGGGUUGCCAGCGGUGGUGCUGUGAUGCCUAAGCCCAUCACCAGCACCGGGAGGUGCAAACCUUGGAUCCUUGGAUCUUGAAUGUUUUCACACACUAAUGCCACAUCCUGUAGAAUUCUAUCAGUUGUACUGUGGUACUGUAGCCUUAUGAGGCUUUGCCCUCAGGUGGGAAAAAUAUUGCGCCCGGGAAAGGGAAGCGGGAGUCAACAGACACUCAAGGAAUAGUUUCGGAGAAAAGGCUUUUAUUUCUACCAUCCAUGAACUGGUAGAAGGAGCAAGUCUGAUAGUUCACAAAAAGCAUGCACGAAGUUCACAGUCAUGUGCACAAGCAUAUAUACCCCUUUCCAGUUCCCUCCCCCUUUUCUCCUCCCUCAGGAGUCCUGCCUCAUGAGUUCCUCUGAGCAUGAACAGAAAGCUGUCUUGGGACUAUUGGACUCUUGGCAGGAAAGGGGGAAUGAGAGCCGAGGGGUCGAGGAGCUGGUGGUUCACCGUGUCCAAGAUGUUGCAACCCAAUGAGAUAAGAUUCGUUUCUCAGGCCUGAGUAUUCUUGGCAAUGAGCAUUUAAAAGUAACAUUUUGCCUAUGCACAGCAUCUUGUGAGAAUAAGCAGAGACAAGCAGAGAAAAGCUGUUUUGGAUUUUUAGAAGACAAAAGGGAGUUCUGGACAGUUUUGAGGCCGGGGGUGAUUAUUGAAGCCUGGGGUGAUUUCAGACAGGAUUUGGGUAUCUUGUCCCUUCAGUACAAGAUGAGAACAGAAAUCGUGCUCCGGCCGCAGCAGGAGGCCCCAUUAGCUAAAGUGGUGCUUCAGGUUAAGAACAGUUUCAGGUUAAGAACGGACCUCCGGAACGAAUUAAGUAUUUAACUCGAGGUACCACGGUAUUAGGUGAGCAGGUUCUGGGGUGGGGGGUUCCCCAGGGGCUUGGCCCAAAUGGGAGGAAGCUGACUCGAGGCCCCGUUUCCUCUUGUGCAGAUGUCGAUGAAGCAGAGAAAGUGCCUCGCAAGGCGAAGUGGAAGGAACAGGAUGAGGAGGUCCCCAAAGAAGGCCAGGAGGAGGUGAGAUCUUUUUCCAAACCCUGAAUGUCACAUCACGUUUAGCAGUUGCUGGCAAUACAGACCAGCGGCUCCCAAAACAUUUGUGGGCCACCUGUCUUUUGGUUCCAUAAACUCACCCCCUGUUCCCCCCACCCUCCCUUAUAAAAAGUGUAACUCAGAACAGCGGAUUGCACAACCCAGUAUAAGGAAAACAGUAGCACCAUAAAAUUAAGUAAUUUGUAAAAAGUUCCCAUUCUUCUUUGAAGUCACAGUUGUCCUUAUCAUGCAGUUUGUAUGUCAAUUUAGCCAACUCUACAUAGUUCAUCAAUUUCUCUAGCCACUAUUCUUUUUUUUGGGUUUUCUCAUUCUUCCAUCCUUGUGCUAUCAAGACUCUUGCCGCUGUUGUAGCAUACAUAAAUAAAUUCUUUGUUUCCCUUGGCAGGUCUUGUCCUACAAUCCCUAACAAAAAUGCUUCUGGAAUUUUUUUACAAAUUUCAUUUUAAACAUUUUCUUCAAUUCAUUAUAUAUCAUUCCCCAUUUUUUUAAAAAUUUCUCUACAUUCCCACCACAUAUGAUAAUAAAAUUCAAUGCAGUAACAAUUAAUUGCACAUUCAUUCGAAAGUCCAUUAAAACUGUUCAGUUUAAUUAAUUCAACAAAACCGAUGAGUUUGGACUUGUAGGGUUGGAAGAGACCACGAGGAUCAUCUAGUCUGACCCCUUGACUAUCAAAGCGUGAUAGUCAUGGACACCUCCAAUGCCCCCCUGCUGCCCCCUUGCCUCUUAGCACCCCCCAGCUUAUCCCCACGUCCCCUUUGGGAACCAGUGGUAUAAACUGUCAGGGGCAGCCAUAACCAGCCGGGUGCCCCAAAUCAAGGCCUGAGCGUAGCUGUCAACUUUUCCCCCUUUUUAAGGGAAAUUCCCUUAUUCCGAAUAGGAUUCCUCACAAGAAAAGGGAAAAGCUGAUAUGGGCCUGAGUGGGGUAGCAAUACUCUCCCUGCUUUCGAUUUCCAGCCGCUUCAAAGACAUGCUGAUAUGGAGGCUCAACAUAGACAUUGCAGCUAAUAGCCCUUGAAAGCUUUGCCUUCCACGAAUCUGUCAAAUCCUCUUUUCACGCUGUCUCAAUUGGUGGCCAUCGCUCUGCCCCUGAAUUUCCAUCCCUGUGCCAGCUUUGAUGGCAGGAUCACGUCACCCCUUCCCCAAUGAAACGAGGGCAGGCUGUCACCUUCCUCUGUCCCGCCUGCCCCUGACAAACCCAGGCAGUGAGCGACACCAAUCCUUUUCGAUUCCCAGGUGCGGAGGCGCGGAUCCGCUGGCUGGGAGAACAGUUUGCGGCAGAAACCCCCUCCUCGCAUCGUCUUCCAGGCCGGACCCGUUGCGCAGGAGAAGAAUGUGAAAGAAGACGUGGAGAGCGUAGAGAGCUUCAAGGAGCGACACAAAAUCAGGGUGAGGUUUGGGUUGCAGUUUCUGUCUGUCUGUCUGUGGUGGUCUAAGGAUAUUGUAGCCUGUCGACUGGCCCUUUCCAGGGAGGUAGUGGAGUUGGUCAACUUGUGAUCUGGAAAAUGACCCCUUUGCCAGCCCUCCUCAUCUGCUGUUGCACCCCAGAUUUCACCCCCUGAUUUAGCAGAUGGGGGAAUCAAAGCUGGGCUGGCAGUCCUUUGAACCGCCAAAUUGGGAGAAGUCUUUUUUUUGUGUUUAAAUUUUUUAUUUUUUUACCAACAACCAAAACACAGUGAAACCCCACCAGGCGACUGAUACAUUGGGUAUACAUAAUCAAUAAUGACAUAUUCAAUCAACCAUAUGUACAAUUUUAUAUAUGCUAAUACUCCUCCGUCCGCAAGGUUUUUUUAACAUUUUAAUUGCCCCAAAUUGUUCAAACCCACCCAAAUAAUUCAAUAUCUUCUCAAACCAAUCCUCCUCUUUCUCACUGACCUUAAACCCCUUCAUUCUGUGUAUCUUCACAGUUAGAUAUUGUAAAAUUAUAAUAUUCAGGUUUUUUCCUCCACUGGUUCACCCUUAGCUCUUCUGCAUUUUUCCAAUUACUGGCUAUAACUUGUCUGGCUGCAGUUACCAUCAAUUUUACCCUUUUACAUUCCUCUUUUGUUUUUAACUCGGUGCUACUCAGACUAAUAAGAACCAUUAAUUUAGAUAUUCCCACCUUCCUACCCACAAUUCCUGAUAUUUCUAUACCAAUCUGUUUCCAAAAUUCAUUAACUAACGGACAAUCCCAAAUUGGGAGAAGUCAGACCAGCCCAUCCUCUUCCAACCCGGCUGGUAUGUGUCUAUCACAAACUCAUUACACUAGUCCUCAUGAGCAGGGAAGAGGGUUGGACACAUCAGGUAGCUUUCAGCCAUGCUUUCUGGACCAUAAUAUGCACAGGUGAUGCAUUUUGUUGUGAUGCUCCCCACCUUGUGAACAUUGCAAGGGGAAAUUGGGGGUUCAAGGACAGAGGCUCACACAAAAUUCCCCAUUGCUCAGGCUUUGUUUCAUAACUCAUUACUCAAGUCAAGUCAAGUAACCUUUAUUGGCAUCACAUAAGAACGUUCAGAAUACAUUCAGAAUAGAUAGGCCAGUGCAAUGUUGUCGCCACCCGAACGACACAGUCACCUGCCAAAGGGCAGAAGAGGCGAGCAAUCCGCCUCAUCUCUGUGGGUUUCCAGCAAGGGCAGGAUCCUGUAGCAUACUUCGGCGACAAAAAAUCAAAUAGAGGAACUUAGGUACUGUCUUGGUGAGCUCCUGGACUCUCCCCUGUAAUAAGAAGCUCAUAACUUCCGUCUCUGGUUUCCAUGUUGGAGUACAUAGAUGGUCUAGAAAUUGUUGGUGGAGAUCAUCCUACAUUUUACAUUUAAGGGCCAUGUGAGCUAGAGUUUCCACCAGGUGGGCAUCGCAUGGGCAGAUACAGUGGUACCUCAGGUUAAGUACUUAAUUCGUUCCAGAGGUCUGUACUUCACCUGAAACUGUUCUUAACCUGAAGCACCACUUUAGCUAAUGGGGCCUCCUGCUGCUGCCUCACCGCCGGAGCACGAUUUCUGUUCUCAUCCUGAAGCAAAGUUCUUAACCCGAGGUACUAUUUCUGGGUUAGCGGAGUCUGUAACCUGAAGCGUAUGUAACCUGAAACGUAUGUAACCCGAGGUACCACUGUAUAACUCAUUACUGGACAGAGUCCAAGGUGUUUGCGAGAGCAUUUUCAUUAGGAUAAGGUUACCAGAAUUUUUUCAAUUAAUCCAGGGACACUUUUCAACUUCAAUAGAUUUUGUACAGGGACUGAUUUGUAAAUCUGGGGACUGUCCCUGGGAAACGGGGACGGCUGGUAACCUUACAUUAGGACCCACACUAUAUGGCCAGAUAGACGUCAUCUUGGGGGUUCAUCCUCUAUCCAACCACCCCAGCACCCCACACUCUCAUAAAACCACAGUCCUUAGAAACACUUACUCAACCCAUUUUUUCUUUACUUCACAUAUUAGACCCCUCCUUGUACCUCACCCAGAGUUGUUUUCCCCUUUACAUCUAGCCAUCUAGUACCUCCAUAAAUGGUUCUUACCAGUUUUUGGGGGGGCCAGGCCUUUUUGCACAUGUGACACCGAUGCCUCACCGAAAACGAGCCUGGCAGAAAUCCCGUGGCCUCAUCCAUCUCUUUUCUCAAGGAGCUCAGCUAUUUUCUUCCUCUCUACCAGUUUUCCAGGAGAAUCUCUGCAUCUGCCCAAGUGGACUACUCAGAGGAGAACUUUGUGCAGUCUGGCCAGAGCGGCGGCAACAGCAAUAUUGGGGUACCAAAUGGCUGCCUCUUGACAGGGACCCCGAGAGAUGCAGAGGAAUACCAGGUGGGGCCGCUUUUGCCUGGUGGGGAGGGGGCUGGCGUGGCUACCUGGCUGAAGCUUAGCAAGGGAGUGGACAGCUCUGAAACCCAGGGUGGUCAGAAGAAGGGGUUGCAUUCUGGAGCAGCACACAUGGAUUAUUUGGGGGGGGGAAAGAUUACAGUAUAAUGACUAAAACCCCACAACAUUGCAUUGCAUUUAUAGAAUCGUAGAAUUAGAGAUGUUCCCCCUUUUCCCUCAAUGGAGAUGAAAGCAAUUUAUGUGGCUCUCCAGCUCAAACCCCACAACAACCCUGUGGGGUAGGCUAGGCUGAGAGGGAGCGACUGGCCCCCCAAAUCACACCGUGAGCUUCACGUUUGCCGAGUGGGGAUUCAAACCCUGGUCUCUCCUUGGCAUAGCUGUCAACUUACAGAUUUGAAAAUAAGGGACCAGCAGCCUCAAAAAUAAGGUAUCAGCAGCCAAAAUAAGGGGUUUUUGGAGCACAGGUAUGUUCAACUUCUGAGCCCCUCCAAGCCAAAGGCAGAAAGCCCAGCCAGCAGCCAAACAAAGCCUCAAGCGGUGGUUCCCACAGCGCAGCAACCCGGCAAAGGGGAUGCAGCAAGGAAAACCACCGUCACCUCUCUGCUGGGAAGCGCUGAGCAAAGGCGAGUCCCCAGGCAAGGCGGCUGACUUGAUCAGCACAAGGCAUGCAAGCUCCACCCCCCAGUCGUUCUUAGACUCCUUAUUGGGUGAGCAACGCAGCCAAGCAACACAGUUGGAGCCUCCCUCCUCCCUGGCCAGCAGGGAGGGAAGGAGAGGAGCUGCUUCCUUUGAAACCCGGGAAAUUUAAGGGACAUCAUCAAUAAGGGACAGCAGCGGGACACAGCGCUGGGAUAAGGGAGUUCCCCGCCAAAUAAGGGAUGGUCGACAGCUAUGCUCCUUGGUUCGCGCCUGGAACUCUAACCACUGCACCACCAUGACCUCUUUUUUGGGGUUUCCCGGCCCUGGUUUCGGGGCAAAGCAUUGCAGAUGGAUUUCGCUUAUGUGACUAUUUUUUAAUUAAUUAAUUUUAUUGAUUGAUUGGUUGAUUGAAUUUAUAUACCGCCCUAUACUAUAUAUUUUUUAGUUUGUUUUUAUUAUCAAAAGGAUUUUGAUCCCAGACUCUAGCUCAGGGGUCUUUGGGGGCCAAACUUUUUGGGAUCUUGAGAGAGCGCAUUGGGCGCCAGUCAUAAAAUGGCUGCCGCGGGGGACGUGUCAUCAUGCAAAAUGGCUGCCCUGUCUGAAAACAGAGAUAGACGUUUGGGCCUGUUGAAGUGGGUGACUAGUGGGAGCAGGAACUGAGAAGGAGUUUGGAUUGGAUUUGGAAUUGAGAUUUGAGAUUGAUUGGAUUUGGAUUGGAUUUGAGGGAGAGCAAACUGUCCCUGGAGCCUUGUGGAUUUAUUGAAUCCACAAUGGUGGCUGUGCAAACUGUGCUGGAGACCCCCACUGUUGCCCAAGUGCUCUCGGGGUGGAUAACGGAUUCAAAAGACGGCGACAGCGAAGCAAAACGAAUGCAGGACAGCAGGUUAAAUGUACAGCAGCCGGAUUUCAAAAAGAGGAGCGUUUUGUUCGUUAAAUGGUUUCAAAUAUGGUUUGGUACACAGGCUGAGAACCUACCUACCCGUGGACUGUCUUGCCAGAGUGGUGCAUGCUCUAGUUAUAUCCCGCUUGGACUACUGCAAUGCGCUCUAUGUGGGGCUACCUUUGAAGGUGACCCGGAAACUACAACUAAUCCAGAAUGUGACAGCUAGACUGGUGACUGGGAGCGGCCGCCAAGACCACAUAACACCAGUCUUGAAAGACCUACACUGGUUUCUCAGCGCAAUUCAAAGUGUUGGUGCUGACCUUGAAAACCCUAAACGGCCUCGGUCCUGUAUACCUGAAGGAGCUUCUCCAACCCCAUAGUUCUGCCCAGACACAGGUCCAGCACCGAGGGCCUUCUGGCGGUUCCCUCACUACGAGAAGUGAGGUUACAGGGAACCAGGCAGAGGGCCUUCUUGGUGGUGGCACCCGCCCUGUGGAACGCCCUCCCACCAGAUGUCAAAGAGAUAAACAACUACCUGACAUUUAGAAGACAUCUGAAGGCAGCCUGUUCAGGGAAGUUUUGAAUGUGUGACAAUUUAAUGUAUUUUUAAUCUUUAUUGGAAGCCCCCCAGAGUGGCUGGGGAAGCCCAGCCUGAUGGGCAGGGUACAAAUAAUAAACUAUAUUAUUAUUAUUAUUAUUAUUGUUGUUGUUGGUGGUGACCCUGGGGGCUUCAUGGAGCCACUCAUUCAAGAGCCACUGACAGGCCACGGGGGCUUCCUGAAAACUCCCCGUUAGCACCCCAUUUCUUUCCACUUGCUUACCUUCAAUCUUAUUUGGUUUUUUCCAGGACAGCAAGGGUUUUCGAAUCGGCGAGCUCGUCUGGGGGAAGAUCAGGGGCUUUGCUUGGUGGCCCGCCAUCGUCGUCUCAUGGAGGGCCACAUUCAACCGCAAGGCGGCCCCUGGGAUACGUUGGGUUCAGUGGUUUGGCGAUGGAAAGUUUUCGGAGGUGAGGGGAAAGGAGGGGGAGGGCUGCCGAUGGAUGCUGGGGGGGGGGGGGCGUUGGUAUCUUGCCCCCGAGGUAAAAUGAAGAAUACACAAAGGAAUUGCUUUCAGUGGGCACCAGGAAAAUCACCUGCACUCAUCCAGUAUUUAUACGCGUGGCUCAGGGCAGCUAACAACCAAUUUAAAACACUUUUAUAAAAGCAGCAUAAAAUACGGUAUAAAAACAUUAAUAACAAUAAAAUUCAAAAAUCAGUUAGAUAAUCCCCAGGGCUAGCUGGCUAAAUUGAUCCUACUUGGGCCUGCGAGAAGGCCAGGGGAGAAUUAGCUGUGGGGUCUCGGAGCAGGUGAUCUUCAUAAAAAGGGGAGGGGGAGGGAAGGAAGGGGAAUAAAAGAUCAAAUUAAAGGCCAGGCGGAAUAGCUCUGUCUUACAGGCCUGACGGAAGGAGGUUAAAUCCUGCAGGGCCCUGGUCUCCCUGGGACAGAGCAUUCCACCAGAUCGGAGCCACCACUGAAAAGGCCCUGUAACUGCCUCCCAGCCCAGCAUCCCCUCUCCCUCCUCUUGAGGAGUUUUGCAGGGGGCGGUGGGUGGGUGAUUUUCCUCAAAGCAGCCCCAUGGACCUGUCCUGAUCGCGGGGGAAGCCCUCUUGUUCCCGUGGCUGAGCUUUGCCGUUUCCACCGCAGGUCUCGGUAGACAAGCUGGUGGGGCUGUUGGCAUUCCAGGAGCAUUUCAACUCCACCACGUUCCACAAGUUGGUUUCGUACCGGCAAGCCAUCCUUCACGUCUUGGAGGUAAGGGGCAGGCAGAGAGACGGGGAGCCUGGCUAGCAGGGCCUGGCGCGAGGAGGGAGCCGCGGGAAUAACCUUACAAUACACCUUUCUCAAGGAAAAAGUGGGAGGGUCCUGGUCUCCACCUUUCUUCAAUGGACCUCCUGUCCGUCUUCUAAGGAUGAGGGUAAAAGCAUCCUGAAGGUCUGUGGUGUAGCUGUUAUUCCUGAAUUGCCUAGGGUGGGACUAGAACUGUGGUUCCCAACGUGGGGCACACGCCCCACAGCGGGUCAAUUUGAUUUUUAAGGGGGGCAAUUCGAGAAUGAGUUAUUAACAGUUAAUGGCCUUUUAGGCUUCCUCCACGUAAAUAGGAGCUCACUUUUUGAAUAAUAAGUACCGCUCCGGCGGGAAGGUAAACAGCAUUUCCAUGCACUGCUCUGGUUCGUCAGAAGCGGCUUAGUCAUGCUGGCCACAUGACCUGGAAGCUGUACGCCGGCUCCCUCAGCCAGUAAAGCAAGAUGAGCGCUGCAACCCCAGAGUUGGCCACAACUGGACCUAAUGGUCAGGGGUCCCUUUACCUUUACAGCGUAUUUACAACCAGUUUAUUCAGCAUACAACAGGACAAAGGGGGGAAAAACAUGUCUUCUCCCUUUCAUGUCCAAGCAAGAAGCAUAAAGCAAAAGCUAUACACAAACAGAAGUUCCCAGCAAGCUGUGCUGGAAUGUAAACAGAUACAGUGGUACCUCAGGUUACAUACGCUUCAGGUUACAGACUCCGCUAACCCAGAAAUAGUGCUUCAGGUUAAGAACUUUGCUUCUGGAUGAGAACAGAAAUCGUGCUCCGGCGGCUCGGUGGCAGCAGGAGGCCCCAUUAGCUAAAGUGGAACAGUUUCAGGUUAAGAACGGACCUCUGGAACAAAUUAAGUACUUAACCUGAGGUACCACUGUAUGUGAUAUAGCACAGCUCCACACAUCUGUUUAGGUGGAACGGAACAUCAGUAUCCUAGCAGGAACAGCCCAGGACUUCCACACACACUAGCCAGGCUUGUGCCCUGAAGAGGCCACUUCAGUAUUGCUGACACCCCCGGAGGUACACUCCAUUGUCUCCCGAGACAGACCGAUGCCGACCAACAUUUUUGGGUAGCCUGGGCCCAGGGCAUAUGGGACUUUAUAGGUCCUAACCUAUAUCAGGUAGGAGCUGCAAGGAGCCUUGCACAUCCCGCUCUGCUGUGAAGCAGCCGGGGCGGGAAUUUAGGCAGCACAAUCCAGAAUGCCCACCUGCUCUGCGACACCUUCGUAAGGCCUCCUCCUCUUCCUCCUGGCAGGUGGCAAGCAGCCGAGCGGGCAAGUCGUUCUCGAGUGCUCCAGGGGAUUCUCUCGAAGACAAGCUGAAGCCCAUGGUGGAAUGGGCCAUGAGUGGCUUCAAGCCCACCGGAGGGAAAGGACUGAAGCCCCCCAAGACCUCAGGUAAGGAGCUAGCCGGGGGGGCUUGGGCGAGGAAAUCCAGCAAGGAGGGCAGUGGGAGCCCGGUCCCUCGGAGAGCUGUUAUACACCUGCCCCUUUUCCCUUAUGGGGUGUCCAAGAGCCCAUAUAGAGUCCUUACGUGGGUUUCCUCUUGGUAGGAGGAAAUAACAGAGGCCAACCAGAGAAUAUUGAGAAGCAAAGCAGCUAGUAAGCCUGAUCUUUAUUGAUCUGUUGCAACAGGGUCCUCACUCACCACCUCCAGAUACAUCAUACCUACAUCACAGAAAGGGUGGUCUACAGCAGAAAUCUGAGUGCUUUGUUUACCUCCUGUCUGCCAGGUUACCUGUUUAAUGGUCACUUGAUUGGAUUGCCUGGGGAGCCUGGCCAGUCUUUUGUAAUGAUAAAUACUUAGUUCCUGAGCCAGGUCACAGGCUCACCCUAUUCAAACAAAGACAUACCCUUAAGACAGGAUUUGUGAAGGAAAAGAUAAUGGGGAGGCUUUUCCAUUUUCCUUUGACCUUGCAGAGAAAACAUUUGGUCAUUUUGGGACAGUUUGGGAAUCAAAAAUGGUUUCAGGUCGGUCUUCCUGUGCUGAUCUAUGUACAUGCUUGGUUGGUACAUUUAUUAUAUAUCUAAGACCUUAAAAUUCUUAUCACAUUGUGGCCUGCUGCCUACACACAAAUUCUCCUGAUUCGUCCACAGUGCAGAAUUAUGGGGUUCACAGCUUGAAUAUUUAACAGGGAACCUGACCGUCUUGUCUUCACCAUAGGCAUGCUUGUGCUGGACAUUCCUACUAGCUUUCCCUGUGCAGGAUGCAAUCUUUGGAGAAGGCCUCUGUGGCUCCUUGUGGGGAUGGCGAACCCCACAAUCCAGGACCCCCAACCUGCCCGCAAAUCAUUCCCCUUUCCCCUUUCUGCCUGCCAAAGAAGAUGUCCGUCCCAACUAAAACCAGCUGUUCUUUCUGUGCAGACAGCAGUCUCCUCAGCCAGAGAAGCUCUGAAGAAUCUGCCGCUCCCGAACUGCCUUCCCCUGAACCUGCCCCACCGGCUAAGCGGCUCAAGACUAACAUCUGCAAUGGGAGCAACAAGGAGCAGGCGGAGGAGAACCAGAGCAGAGGUAGGAUUGGGGCCGGAUUGGGGUUGGGGUGUGUGGAGGGAGGGAGGGAGAGGCACCUGCAGAGGUACAAUUUUAAUGAAACAACAACAACAACCCUUACUGCACAUAAUAAAAGUCCCUGACAUGCUAGUGUUCUAUGUGCAGGGAGGUUUUUUUUAUAAAAAAGAAUUACUGUAUUUUUUGCUCUAUAAGACUCACUUUUUCCCUCCUAAAAAGUAAGGGGAAAUGUGUGUGCGUCUUAUGGAGCGAAUGCAGGCUGCACAGCUAUCCCAGACGCCAGAACAGCAAGAGGGAUUGCUGCUUUCCCUGCGCAGUGAUCCCUCUUGCUGUUCUGGCUUCUGAGAUUCAGAAUAUUUUUUUCUUGUUUUCCUCCUCCAAAAACUAGGUGCGUCUUGUGGUCUGGUGCGUCUUAUAGAGCGAAAAAUACGGUAUUUCAUAAAUUUUAUAUAUCACUUGAUUGCAGAGAAACAAACAAACUCAUAGUGGUUUACAAAACGAAUACAACAAAAGUAAAUACAGCAUUCAGAUCAUAAUUACAAUAAGUGAUAAACUGGAAGCAGAUUAGAGCAGAUGUCAGUGUUCUGCAUAUCUGGGUCAGAGUGUCUAAACAAAGUUUUUAGUAGGUGUCGAAAUAGUACCACGCAGGUUCCUGCCUGAUGUCAGUAGGCAGGGAUAUGGAGUGCGUAUGUGCCAUUUAAUCCUAUGGAACAUAGAAAGCUGGCUCUUCAUACAACUCUGAAACUCUUGCCGCCUGUGGGUUUGUGUCCUGGCCCCUCCGAGGGGAGGCACUCCACUCACUAACUCGUCGUUGCCUCUUUCUUUCCAGAGUCGAUGGCUUCUGAAGUCAGGCACAACAAGAAGAGCUUGGAAGGUAAAGAGCAUUUUCAGCAUCAAAACCUGGCCUGAUUCAGGCCCAGAGGACCACCCUUCGCCUGCAGAUACUCCCUGUCAAUAGACAGUGUUAUGUACUGAAGUUCUCACCCUGGGCCAGCAGGGGGAUACUGUAGAUAGUCCAGGUCUACAUAUGCAAAUAAGGAAUUGAAAGUGAUGUUUAGUGAUUGGAUAGUUACAGAAAAUGGUUACUGUUGUGUUCCAGUGGAGCUCUAUAUAAGCAGGCUGGCUGAACCCUUCAGUUCAGUUCUGUUCUGGCCUAUGAAUAAACAAGAGCUGUUUGAAGAAUCGCUGUGUCGUCUGAUAUGCUCAACUACAACUUAACAGACAGGGCAGAUUUGAGACUCGCCCAUGUAGUUGUGGAUGUGUCAGUAGCAGAUGGAAAGGGAUAAUAUUCAGGUUGCUGAUGCUGACCACACAGCGUGUAGGUAAACUGGAAGCAGGGAUGGCCACCAACCUGGAAGACUUGAAAAGAGGGUUGGAGAAAUUCAUGGAAGAGGAAGGAUCAUCUACCUUGAGUUGCCCAUGAGAAUAGGGUUGCCAUAUUUCAAAAAGCAAAGAUCUGGACGCAAAGUUGUUGAGCUUUUUGUUUUUGAGCUACUUCGCCAACAUGGGAUUUUCCUGGACAUUUUUAGUGAUUUCGGUCUGGACACUGUUACCCAGUGCCAUAUUCUGGUUAUGUCAGGGAAAUUCCAGACGUAUGGCAACCCUACACGAAAAACAAGUCUAGAGUCGGAGCCUAGGAGAUGUCCUCUGUUCCAGGAACUCUUCCCAUUGUGAGACUUUUGUGGGUGAGAGGAGGCUGAGUGGGAUGGGUGAAUUGAUAUUGGAAAAUGAAUUGAUAAUCGAUUUAUAUAUGUUACUAACUUUGUAUCAAUGCCAUGUUGUUAUACGUAACUGUAUUUUGUAAUAUUUUAUUUAGAAUCAUAGAACUGUGGAGUCGGAAGGGCUGCUGUUGCCACAGUUCUCUGCACUCUAUUUAGAGAUAUUUUUAACAUAUUAAGCAGUAUAGAAAUCAAUCAAUCAAUCAAUCAAUCAAUCAAUCAAUGCUGUGUGAAACUGUUGGCCCCUCUAGCUCACUGCUCUCUACCAGGAUUGGUAGAAUCUCUCUAGACUGAACGCUGGCACCAUUUUGCCUUAUGUCAGAUGCACUCUAAGGAGUGCUUAUUAAAACUCUACUGACCUGUCCUUCACUCGUUGAACAGACAGCUGCUUGUCGUGUGGGAAGAAGAAUCCGGUGACCACCCACCCCCUGUUCGAAGGGGGCCUCUGUGAGACUUGCCAGGUGAGCGUCCAGGUGAUUUGGGGGUUUUUUCCCCUCCAAACCGUUUCAUGCAUGGCCAUUGCCCUACUUAACAACACGGGACCAGUUUACCUGCGAGAUCGCCUUACCCCACGGAAGCCGCUUUAAUUUGCGGAACUGGCACUGUUCUACAUCUGUAAGAAGUCAUAGAGACAUAGGAUUGUCCAGCCCCCUACAAUGCAGGAAUCUCAACUACAGCAUCCAUGACAGAUGGCCACCUGACCUCUGCUUAAAAACUCCCAAUGAAGGGGAGUCCACCACAGUCUGAGGGGACUUCUGUUAGUUUCCUUGUCGCUUCGUUCUUAAUUUGUGCAUUUGUAAGAGCUGAUCUCCACUGAUACCAUAAUAGCCAUGAAAUUUGAUUGUUCUCUAAAAGGACUUUCAUUUUUGCUGCUGUAAGAAGUUGUCCUUUCCUAUAAUAAUCUUUCAAAUAUAAAUGGUGUCCUUGCAACAUUCACAUUAUAUAAUCUGUUUUUAUUUUGAAAUAGAGGACGAUGCUGUAUUGGAAUUAUAGGUGGCAGUCCUGGAGCUAAAACUUUUGCCCGUUUUUUUUUUACCAUAUUCUAAAUCAUGCGUGUGAACAGUGGUACCUUGGCUGUCAAACGGCUUGGCUCCUGAACAAAUUGGUUCCCGAAUGCCACAAACCCGGAAGUAAGUGUUCCGGUUUGUGAACACUUUUCAGAAGCCGUACGUCCAAUGCAGCUUCCGCUUGAGUGCACGCCUUGGUUUUUGAAUGGUUUCAGGAGUCAAACGGACUUCAGGAAUGGAUUAAGUUUGAGAACCACGGUACCACUGCAUUGGGAUUUGUAAACUUAACUCAAUAAUCAAAGCUUAUUUUUCAUUAAAGCUAAUACCCUUAUAGGAUCACCAUCAAUUUCUAUAUUCUCCAGUGUUGACUACUGCAUUCUCUUACUGGAUGGCUGAGUUGGCUUGCUUCACAAUAGCUACUUAAAUUUGGUAUGUCCCAACCGCCGAAUAAAUAUUUUUUAAUAUGUGAUUGGUCCAAUUGAAAUAUUAACUUUUUUUUUAAAAAAAAUCUGCCAUUGUUUUAAUUGUUUUCACUAUCCUUUUAUUCUUUUUGUUAAACCGCUUUGAGUUUUUUUGUACAACCAAGCAGGAUGUACAUUUUGCUAAAUAAAAAAAUACUGCAGAUGUCCCCAGCCUUGCCCCUUCCAGAUUGUUCAGACUGCAGUUCCCAUCAGCCUCAGCUGUAGUCCGAAAAAUGUGGACGGGGCCAGGCUGGGGGUGGCUGGACUUAUCUGCGGCUUCUGAUACUUAGUUUGGGGCUAGGGACACCCAGGAAAUCGGAAACUGUUUAAAUCUGCCAUGGAUCUCUUUUCCUUGCAGGUUCAGUUCCUAGAAUUUUUCUACAUGUACGAUGAAGACGGGUACCAGGCUUACUGCAGCAUUUGUUGUGCGGGGAACGAGCUGCUUCUCUGCGACAAUGCCAACUGCUUCAGGUGAGAGACCUCACCUGUCUCAAGAAUCUAAACUACAGCAUCCAUGACAGAACCCUUGGAACCAAACUCCUGAGCUAGCUGCGAUUGUAUUGCUGAUCAGAAGGUCGGUGGUUCAAAUCUCCGUGACGGGGUGAACUCCCUUUGCUCGGUCCCAGCUCCUGCCAACCAAGCAGUUUGAAAGCACACCAGUGCAAGUAGAUAAAUAGGUACUGCUCCAGCGGGAAGGUAAACAAUGUUUCCGUGCUCUCUGGUUUCUGUCAUGGUGUUCUGUUGUGCCAGAUACGGUUUAGUCCUGCUGGCCACAUGACCUGGAAAAAGCUGUCUGCGGACAAACGCCAGCUCCCUUGGCUUGAAAGUGAGAUGAGUGCUGCACCCCAUAGUCGCCUUUGACUGGACUUAACUGUCCAGGGGUUCUUUACCUUUACUCCACCCGCAUCGUUCUGCCAGGACGCUGAGGUCUAGUGCUGAGAAGCAAAGCUACAGGGAACCAGGCAGAGGUCCUUCUCAGUAGUGGCGCCCUCUGAUCAGAUGUCAAAGAGAUAAACAACUAUCUUACAUUCAGAAGACAUCUGAAGGCAGCCCUGUUCAGGGAAGUUUUUAGUGUGUGACAUUUUAAUGUAUUUUUAAUCUUUGUUGGAAGCCACCCAAAGUGGCUGGGGAAACCCAGCCAGAUGGGCGGGCUACAAAUAAUAAAUUAUUAUUAUUAUUAUUACUACUACUAAUGCACACUAUAUGGAAGAAAAUGCCUCAGAUACCCCCUUUUUUGCUGUACAUGCAGAACUCUCCUUGUGCUUUAUCUGGAGUUGUUUUUCUUUGUAGCAUUCGGCCGUUAGGUUCUCCUUUAAUUGGUUCCUUCCAGUUUUGUGGUCAGGCCGCACUCUUGCAUAGUAAUACCGGCUUUACUGAGAAUGCAUUUUGCAGAAUUUCUACCUCUUGGCCGUGGAGGAACAGAGGAGCUGCCCAGCCUUACGGACACCCCCCAUUCCUCUUCCCUUGUUUCGUGCAGGUGCUUCUGUGUGGACUGCCUGAACCUGCUAGUGGGUCGCGGGGCGGCCGAUGCAGCCAGGAAGGAGGACCCCUGGAGCUGCUACAUGUGCCAGCCGCAAGAGCGUCACGGGAUGCUUCAGAGGAGGGGCGACUGGAACACCCGCCUGAAGGAGUUCUUCACAGACGAGAAGGGGCUUGAAUACGUAAGGAAACAGGGGUGUUGUUAAAGGGGGGCAGCGUAGCCCACCUGCCCUAAAGUAGAAUUAUAGAAUUGUAGAGAUGCUCUGAUGUUCGGAUCCUGCUUUUUGGCUUCCCAUUGAAACAUCUGGCUGCUGCCUGUGAGAACAGGAUGCACUCCUGUUAUACAAAAAUCUCAAAAUGGGUCUGAAUUUCAAUGUCUAAAACUCCUGGUAGAGGACGAGGAUCCAGACAUCACGCUAAGGGUGGCCAAAUUCUGUGCGAGUGCCAUAAAACUUAGGGAAUAAACUGUACUACCAAAAUGAUUAAGGUUUUAAAUGACAAUUUUAGGUUGUAUUUUAGUGAUUGAGAUUUAAUAUAUUUUUUUAACCGCCGCUAUAUCUGAAUUGUCUCUAUUAUACCCAAUUGCAAUUCAAUGUAUUUCUGUUGUGUUUUAUGAUUUUCCUGAUAUUGUAAGUGACCCGGAACUGGUCUGUGACCGUAAUAAUAAAAUUCUAUUCUGAGAACAGGAUGCCGGACUAGAUGGGCCAUUGGCCUGAUCCUGCAGGCUAUUGUUACGCUACAUUCUUAUGUCCAGUUGGUGAUGUGAAACUUGUGCAUUUAAUUUUCUUAAUGGAUAGGAUUCACACUUCUUUCAUGUGGUGGUGCCAUUUCCUUCUCUCUCUCCCUCCCCGUCUCUUCUCACAGGAGCCACCAAAAAUCUACCCUGCCAUCCCAGCGGCAAACAGGAGGCCAAUCAGAGUGCUGUCUCUCUUUGAUGGAAUUGCAACAGGUGAGAGACCCCCCAAGCACUUCAACGAACUCUGAUGUCUGAGAAUCAUAGAAGUAUUUCUCGCACCCUGCCCAUCUGACAGGGUUGCCCCAGCCACACAACGAAACAUCCAAAGGGCCACACACCAAUAUGCUAGAAGCUGGGUUCAAAUCACAGGUUUGCUAGGGCAGUGAGUAGGUCAUUUAGCUGAUGGGCAGGUCCAUCAUUCACUGUGUCAAUCUCACCAGGCCACAGAGAGGUUAGGCUGGCCUCAACUAGAGCCAGGGCUUUCUCGGCAGCGGCUCCAAUCUGGUGGAACGCUCUGUCCCAAGAGACCAGGGCCCUGCGGGACCUGACAUCUUUCCGCAGGGCCUGCAAGACAGAGUUGUUCCACCAGGCCUUUGGUCAGGGCACAGCCUGACUCCCUCCUCUGGCAACCUGCACAGAAUUUUGCUUAACGAUUGCCAUUCAUUUGAUUUUAAUUAAUUUUUAUAAUGAAAUGUUUUUAGAAUGUUGGAUUAUUUGAUUGUUUGAUUAUUUGAUUGCUGUUAGCUGCCCUGAGCCCAGCUUCGGCUGGGGAGGGCAGGAUAUAAAUAAAAUUAUUAUUAUUAUUAUUAUUAUUAUUAUUAUUAUUAUUGUUGUUGUUGUUAUUGUUAUUAUUAUUAAUAACGCAUUAUGAAUGUUAAAAGUAGGACGUCAUGUGUCCAUGCAGGACUAAUCUAUACUGGCGCCUUAUAACGUUAUAAAUGCGUUAUAAAAGUGUGACACCGGGGUGCUGUACAUCAGUCAAUGGAAAAUUACGUUGAGAGCUUUACAACUUCUUUUUCUUAGCGUUUUUUUUUUAGAUCAGUGGAGAUCCAGCCAUAGUUAUCAAAACCAUUCCUUAAGGUUAAAAACCACGAGUGUAUCUCCGCCCCCUGUGCAGAUAACGCCCUGGUGGUCCUGCGCUGGGCACAGGCUUUAGCAUAGUAAUGGCACUGUGAAAAAUGUUCGUUGAUAACCCUUGAGAAAAAAUGCUGCUCUGCCUUGCUAGGUCAUAGUGAGGAUGGACGAGAACAGCCAUCAUCACCGCUAAAGGACAGCUCAUCCCACAGUGGUGGUCGAGCCUGUACCCUCCUUCCUUAAGGCCAGUCUGGUUCAUUUGACCCCAUGUCUAUCUCUGUCCAUCUCCCUUCCCCUGUCCUGCAUCUUCCAGGCUGUCCCAUGACAUUCGUGAUUUGUUUUGGUCCCACCACCGAUCUUUUGUUGGCAGUGUUGUUCCUCAUCAAACGAUGUUGCGCAUGCAUGACUUUGUGUGUGUGUGUGUGUGUGAACAAAACGUGCACUGGGAAAUUGUCAUUCUCCAUGCCACAGUAGCAGCCAGAGCAUGCGCAUCAACACUGCAGCUCCUGAGAGUCUCUUGUUUCUGUCGGGAUGUGGACACCCUGCGCAUCUUUGCUCCCACAGUUGGAGCUGUUUGCCAGGGAAUCACGAGAGAUCUCAAGGGCCACCUCUCCCAUCUCCUCACCCGUGGUGCUUUGACUCUUUAGGCUACCUCGUCCUGCGGGAUCUUGGCAUCCAGGUGGAGAAGUACGUCGCCUCUGAGAUCUGCGAGGAGUCCAUAGCUGUGGGAACUGUGCGGCACGAAGGGAGCAUCAAAUACGUGCAUGACGUCAGGAACAUAACCAAGAAAAAUGUAAGGAGAUUCCCUGUGGUCUAGUUGAGGCUUCUUGGCUGAGGCGGCUGGCUGGUUGUAUUGGAAGCCGGGUCAAAAUGUUUGUUAUUAUUUAUUAAAUUUAUAUACUGCCUUUCAUAAAGAGACCAUACGGUGGUCUACAACAUAAAACAUCAAGUACAUAAUAUAAUAAUAGCACAAGGGGGGAAAAGACAAAUACCUCCCCACUCCACUUUAAAAGGUCAUCUUUUUUUAAUUAGCCAAAGGUUUUGGAGAAGACAAAUGCUUUUGCCUGGCACCUAAAGAUGUGUAACCCAGGUGCCAAGCAAACCUAAUUGGGGAGAGCAUCUCACAAAUGGAGAGCCCCUGCAGAAAAGGUCUGUUCCUGUACUGCCAGCAUCUGGACCUCACGCAUAGCUGUCAAUGUUUUCCCUUUUUUAAGGGAAAUUCCCUUAUUCCGAAUAGGAUUCCUCGCAAGAAAAGGGAAAAGUUGACAGCUAUGAUCUCACGUGGAUGAGACACACAAAGAAAAGCCUCAGAUAAUACAUUUAUUUAUUGAAAAGAAUUGAUAUAGUGCUUGAUUGUGGUUUAAAAGAUGUUUAUUUUAUUAUAAAUAACCACGGUGAGAAGAGGAUGCUGGGCUCCUUUGGGCCUGAUCCAGCUGUCUGACUCUUCUGGGGUCUUCUGCGAUGUGGUCAUUUUGUGCAGGGUCAGGUUUAGGUUUGAUGAGGCCCUAAGCUACUGAAGGUAAUGGGGCCCUUUAUUUGUCCAGCUGUCCUUUGUCAACAACAAAUUAUCACUGUUUUUUCGUGUUGAAUAUAUGCUAUAUGGUGAUUUAUGGACCUAGUAGGUAUCUAAAGCCAUUUGUACAUCCAAGUAAUUGUUGAACUGAAAUACAAUUAAGACGAAGUCUAUUAAAAGUGAAAUAAUUAUUAAGCUCUAGCAUAAAAUGAUUGGGGGCCCAUUACUUACAUCAUAGGAGCCUACACAACCCAAAACACUGUUGCUGUAUGUAGGUUUUAUUUUAUUUGUUUUCUAUCUUAUAUUUUGGAAAUGCACACCCAGUUCCCCCCCCCUUUAAUUUUUUUGGGGGGCCGCAAGAGAGUGGGGCCCUAAGCUAUAAUAGUAGUAGUAGUAGUAGUAGUAAUAGUAAUACAAAUAAAUUACUUAUACCCCGCCCAUCUGGCUGGGUUUCCCCAGCCGCUCUGGGCGGCUUCCAACAAAAUAUUAAAAUACAAUAGUCUAUUAAACAUUAAAAGCUUCCCUAAACGUCCCUAUAGCUUGUUUAGCUUAUACGUAAAUCCGGCGCUGAUUUUGUGAAGCCCCAGAAGCCUGGGAUUUACAAACCGGACAGGCAACAUGACUUUGCACUUGACCUUGCAAAACCCAUUGCUCUGCUUGCCCGUUGCAGAUUGACGAAUGGGGCCCUUUUGACCUGGUGAUUGGCGGAAGCCCCUGCAACGACCUCUCCAUCGUGAACCCUGCCAGGAAGGGCCUGUAUGGUAAGCAGCCCUUGCAAGGAUGGGGACUCUCAGCUUGGCUCCUCAACCCAGAAGUUAUGUUUUUUUUUUUUAAAUGUCCUACAUUCCUUUGACCCACCCGUCUUCCUCCUUGCAGAGGGGACCGGACGACUCUUCUUUGAGUUCUACCACCUUCUCAAUUACACGCGCCCCAAAGCCGGGGAGGAGCGCCCCUUCUUUUGGCUGUUUGAGAACGUCGUGGCCAUGCGCAUCAACGACAAGAGGGACAUCUCUCGUUUCUUGGAGGUAAAGGCCUGGGGGUUCAGUUUUUUCCUCAAGGGCAAGAAGCUUAUGAAAAACAAAAAACAAAAGGAAAAAAUUAGAGGAUGACUGAGAAUGCCCUUGACCUCUGCAAAAUGUGUUUGCAAUUAUUUAAUUGAAGGCAUGGAUCCUGCUUUCGCAUGGGUGGGUUCUAAUAGGGGCAGACUAGAAGGUAGAACCGGGACGCGGGUGGCGCUGUGGGUUAAACCACAGAGCCUAGGACUUGCCGAUCAGAAGGUCGGUGGUUCGAAUCCCCGCGGCGGGGUGAGCUCCCAUUGCUCGGUCCCUGCUCCUGCCAACCUAGCAGUUUGAAAGCACAUCAAAGUUGCAAGUAGAUAAAUAGGUACUGCUCCAGUGGGAAGGGAAACGGCGUUUCCGUGCGCUGCUCUGGUUCGCCAGAAGCGGCUCAGUCAUGCUGGCCACAUACCUGGAAGCUGUGCGCCGGCUCCCUUGGCCAAGAAAGCGAGAUGAGUGCCGCAACCCCAGAGUCGGUCACGACUGGCCCUAAUGGUCAGGGGUCCCUUUACCUUUACCUUAGAAGAUAGAACAAGGCUUUUGGGGUGUUAAGUGAAUGCCCAUUAGCGGGAUGCCCUGUUGUGUAAGGCCUUCCUGUGCCCGUGUUUCAUCCAAAUCCCUUUAAAUGAUCUUAGUUGUACUGUCCACCUCUUUUCCAUUUCCCUUUUCAUAAUUGGUGCCCCUGCACUUAAGGACCUUGCUCAGCCCCUUUGCGGGGCCUCGCUCUGAUGACCGUGCAGCGGACUGUUCACAAUUGGCGUACAACCGAUUCUAGGAACCCAUCUACUGUAUUUUUUCCGUGUAUAAAGAUAAAGGUAAAGGGACCCCUGACCAUUAGGUCCAGUUGUGGCCGACUCUGGGGUUGCGGCGCUCAUCUCGCCCUUCAUCCGAAGAUCACAGGCCAUUCACAGCAUAGUACUAGAAUUAGUACUAUUGUUGUCAUCGCUGCUACUACUAUCCUAAACAUGGCAGCGCAUGAGGCAGCCUGUAAUUCAUCUUUCUGACUUUUGGAGUUGCUUCUUUUCCCCAAGCUGCACCUAAUCCUGCUGUCAAAGGAAUUGUGAAAUAGUCCUUCUGCCGCGUCGUCUCUAACUGCCCUCCCUUUUUGUCUUCAGUGUAACCCUAUUAUGAUUGAUGCCGUCAAAGUCUCGGCUGCACACCGGGCCCGGUACUUCUGGGGGAAUCUUCCUGGGAUGAACAGGUAAUGUAGAAGCACCUCUAUGGGCCACGCCAUGGACCCGCGAUCCCUUCCCAAGAGGCAGCAAAGUCAAGCUGCAAUCCUUGGCCAAAGGGGGCCCAUUGGCCCAGCGCUCUGUUCUCAUAGUGGCCAGCCAGUUGCCCCCAAGGGAAGCACACAAGCAGGAUUUGAACACAAGAGCAACUCUUUCCUCCUGUCGUUUCCAGCAACACGGAUUCAGAAGCAUUAGUGCCUCUGACCGUGGGAGCAGAACAUCGCCACCCUGGCUAGUAGCCGCCGAUAGCCCUCUCCUCCUCCUCGAAUUUGUCCAAUCCUCAUUGAAAGCCAUUUAAUUUGGUGGCGAUCACUGCUCCUUGUGGGAGGGAGCUCCAUAGUUUAAGUCUUGCACUGUAUAAUAAUAAUAAUAAUAAUAAUAAUAAUAAUAAUAAUUUUUAUUUAUACCCCGCCCUUCCCGGUUCACAAACCGGGCUCAGGGCGGCUAACAACAAAUUCAAAACACUUAAUUGAUGCAACGAGAAACAGCAUAAAAUACAGUAUAAAAUGUGAAUAGCAAUAAAUUCAGAAUUCAAAAAUCAAUUUAAGGGGAAAAUCCAUCCAAUAAACAUUAUAUGAUCACCAGGGCUAGCUGGCUAAAUUAGUCCUACUUGGGCCAGUGAGGAGGCCAGGGGAGAAUUAGCUGUGGGGUCUCAGAGUGGGUGAUCUUCAUAAAAGGGGAGGGGAAGGGAAGAGAAGGGAAAUAAAAGAUCAGGCUGAAUUCAAAUUAAAGGCCAGGCGGAAUAGCUCUGUCUUACAGGCCCUGCGGAAGGAGGUGAAAUUCUGCAGGGCCCUGGUCUCAUGGGACAGAGCAUUCCACCAGGUCGGAGCCAUCACUGAGAAGCCCCUGGCCCUGGUGGAGGAUAGUCUGACUUCCUUAGGGGCCAGGACCUCUAAACUAUGAUUAUGGACCUUAAGGUCCUCUGCAGGGGCAGACCAGGAGAGGCGGUCCCGCAAAUACGAGGGCCCUAAGCCACAAAGGGCUUUAAAGGUCAAAACCAGCACCUUGAACCUGACCCGAUACUCCACUGGGAGCCAGUGCGGAAGAACUUCUUUUUCUCUGUCCCAAAUAUUCCAUUGCUCAGCUUCAUCGGAUGUCCACAAACUCUAGUGUGAUGAGGGAGAAAAACAUCCCUCUCCCAGGUUCCCCAAACCUGGGUCUUCAGCUGUUUUUGGACUACAACUCCCCUCAUCCCUAGCUAGCAGGACCGGUGGUCAGGGAUGAUGGGAACUGUAGUCCAAAAAAAAGCCGAAGACCCAAGUUUGGGAAAUCCCGUAUGCUAUGCGUCAUUUUAUAAAUUCUGCCCUGUUGCCUCUUACUUGCCUUUUCUGUAAACUAAAAAUUCCCAAAUGCUGCAAUCUUUGUAGUUGAUUCGCUCCAUGCCCUUGAUCAUUUCGGGAGCCCUCUUCUGAACCUUUCCAAACAUUACAACAACCACAACAUGCGCUCAGCAACAUAUAGAGGGCCAAAGUUCCCCCACAUUGCUCUAAAAUUAUGAGCUUGGAGGACAAUGGGGCAGUGGCUUAGAGAGUAAUUCGCUUUGUCUUUUCUUAGGCCCCUGGUAGCUUCGAUGACGGAUAAACUUGAACUUCAGGACUGCUUGGAGUAUGGCAGAACAGCCAAGGUACUUUUGGUACUUUCCCGAUUUCAAGUACCGUAUUUUUCGCUCUAUAAGACGCACCAGACCACAAGGCGCACCUAGUUUUUGGAGGAGGAAAACAAGAAAAAAAAUAUUCUGAAUCUCAGAAGCCAGAACAGCAAGAGGGAUCACUGCGCAGUGAAAGCAGCGAUCCCUCUUGCUGUUCUGGCUUCUGGGAUAGCCGCGCAGCCUGCAUUUGCUCCAUAAGACGUACACACAUUUCCCCUUACUUUUUAGGAGGGAAAAAGUGAGUCUUAUAGAGCAAAAAAUACAGUAGUUCCUCCAUUCUUAUUCACCCCCCUCCAUUCUUAUGAAUGAUCCAGGGGGGAAGAAAGGUAACGACAACCUUUGCCAACCCAGUGACCUCCAGAUGUUGUUGGCCAGAAGGUCCAGGUUGGCAAAGGGCUGGGCUAUGGAAUGCCCCCUGGGUCUCUCGUCCUGCAAAUCACGUCCCACAUUGCCUGUAUUAUAUCUCUAGUGGACCCUGGGGUGCUCCUCUUUCCUGUUGCCCUCCCCCCCCUCUCACCCAUGUGAGGCUCUUUAUGCCGAACGAAACAGCGAGACACUCUCCCUUCUGUCUCUCCCCUUCUCUACUUGUGAGCAAGGAACCCAGACAUUCCACAGAUAUGACAAAAUGAAGCCCAAAAUGGAUCUCUCAGUUGGAGGGGGCGGAUGCGCCGUUAAGGGGACAUUGUCCCCUCUGAGGAAGAGAUGCAAAGACCCUCUUUCGCAUUCCUGAGGGCCCGGCAGUGACCUCCCAGCGGCUGCUUUUCAUCUGGAUAUUUUUAGCUGUCUUCUGGGCAAAAUACCUCCCCCCCCCCCGCCACUUGAAGGCAUACCAGUGACAUCUGAGUGCAUUUCUGGCUGAUGGAUGAGAAGCCUAAAAUCACUGGACAGAGCCAGCCUCGCUCCCUUCCUCUGCUGAACGGCAUUAAUACUACCACUUUCUGGAAACCUUCACACUGAGCGCUUGUAUUUUGGGGGGGGUGUGGUCAUUUGUAGGGACGCGGGUGGCGCUGUGGGUUAAACCACAGAGCCUUGGACUUGCCGAUCAGAAGGUUGGCGGUUCGAAUCCCUGCCACGGGGUGAGCUCCCGUUGCUCGGUCCUUGCUCCUGCCAACCUAGCAGUUCGAAAGCGCGUCAAAGUGCAAGUAGAUAAAUAGGUACUCUUCCAGUAGGAAGGUAAACGGCGUUUCCGUGCGCUGCUCUGGUUUGCCAGAAGCGGCUUCGUCAUGCUGGCCACAUGACCCGGAAGCUGUACGCCGGCUCUCUCGGCCAAUAAAGCGAGAUGAGCGCCGCAACCCCAGAGUCAGCCAUGACUGGACCUAACGGUCAGGGGUCCUUUAGGGUGGUCAUUUGUGUGUGUGUGUUUUAAAAAUGUUUGCUUUUCUUCUCUUUCAGUUGAAAAAGGUCCAGACCAUUACCACAAAGUCUAAUUCCAUCAGGCAGGGGAAAGCCCAGACUUUCCCAGUGCGGAUGAAUGGCAAGGACGACAAUUUGUGGUGCACUGAAUUGGAAAGGUGGGAUACAAGGGGGGUGGGGUGGGAUAAUGGCGUGGGGGGGGGAGGGAGAGAUGAAAGGAAACAGGCAGGGGCUGCCCAGUAAAUGCUUUUCUUCAGAGCAGUUGGGGCUUCAGCCUCUCUUCAAGAGGAGCAAAUAUUUGUUUUCCUGCAAAGGGGUGCAUGUUAAAGAUUAUUUGUCAUGGAGUCGUUACUUCUACCACUCUUUUCAAUUCUUACGAUUUGUUCCUCUUGUUAUUCAUUAUUAGACUUAUCAGUUGCAUGUUACCUAAGUAGGUCUCCAAGUGACUUACCUUUGGAAACACAAAUGUAAAUGCACUACACCACAGGGGGGAAAAUGAGGCAAAACAAUUUAAUUCAUUUGAGAAUAAUAUUUAUCUAUGCCUUGGCAUCAUAAUCACAGUAGUUUAAAAUUAUAUAAAACCAUACAGUAAAAUCAUAAAUGUUAAAAGCAAGUUAUAACCAAAAGAAUUAAAAAGAAACAUCAGUGGACCGGUGUGGGGUAUGGGUGUAUUCUUAAUUGCCUGACUAAUAAUAAUAAUACCCCACCCAUCUGGCUGGGUUGUCCCAGCCACUCUGCAUAGGCCUGGCAGAAUAAUAAUAAUAAUAAUUUUUUUUUUUAUUUAUAUCCCGCCCUCCCCAGCCGAAGCCGGGCUCAGGGCGGUUAACAACAAUCAAAUAAUCCAACAAUCAAAUAAUCCAACAUUCUAAAAACAUUUCAUUAUAAAAAUUAAAAUCAAAUUAAUGGCAUAAUAGAAUAGAAUAGAAUAGAAUAGAAUAGAAUAGAAUAGAAAAGUUUUCAGCAAUUCAAGGCUCUGGUUUCCCCUCUAAUGGCUUUAAUGGCUUGAGACCUCAAUACAUUUCCUCAUGUGAACCUGCCCAGACCCUGGAAUCAUCACCAUACGCGGAGACCCUUCUCUGCACGUCACAUCCAAAGGGCGUUGAGGAGAAAUUGGGCCUUCUCCGCCAUUGCUCCCUGUCUGUGGAGCGCUCUCUUUGGGGAGGCCCUCUUGCAGGGCCAGCCCAUCCAAGAGGCAAGAUGUGGCAACCGCCUUGGGCGGCAGUAUCCAUGGGGCAGCAAUUCCGGCCUCCAAGGACUGUGUUGCAUGCUGCUACCACCACAGCAGCCCUUGCGGCACAAUCCUUGGAGGCAGGAUCUGACCCGUGGCACCUGGAAAGUGACAUCUUGGUGAAUAUUAGGAGGCUCUACCAGUUUCCUCCCACCAUUCUUCCCAGUGUAAAUCUUUAUUUCCGUCUUGUUCCAGGUGUACAUCUUUGCACGCCUCUUCUUCCCUCAUGGGGCUGGUGGAUGCCAUUUUGCGGUGCCAAAGUGUCUUGGGCCAGCCCUGCUAUCUGGGCACCACCCUAACGACGUUUCUGCAAUAGGCAGAAACGUCUUGUUUCCCCGGCAUACGAUAGUCUUGUUGCUAGGUUUCAUAUUGCUUAUGUAAUUUUAUUAUAGGUUUACAGUGUACAGUGGUACCUCAGGUUAAGAACUUAAUUUGUUCCGGAGGUCCGUUCUUAACCUGAAACUGUUCUUAACCUGAAGCACCACUUUAGCUAAUGGGGCCUCCCGCUGCUGCCGCGCCGCCUCUGCACAAUUUCUGUUCUUAUCCUGAAACAACGUUCUUAACCCGAGGUACUAUUUCUGGGUUAGUGGAGUCUGUAACCUGAAGUGUAUGUAACCUGAAGCAUAUGUAACCCGAGGUACCCCUGUACGUUGCUUUGAGGCUUCCUUUUGUUAAGGCAAAUCAGAGAAACUAAACUAACCACUCUCUUUGCUGCUACCACAGGAUCUUUGGCUUCCCCCACCAUUACACCGACUUGUCCAACAUGGGGCGUGGAACUCGUCAGAAGCUGCUUGGCAGGGCAUGGAGUGUCCCGGUCAUCCGCCACCUGUUUGCUCCACUCAAGGAUUAUUUUGCCUGCGACUAGGGAGCAGGUGGGGUGCCCAGGUCUCCUUGGAGCAAGCAGCCUUGGGAGAGGAGGGCAGCAAGGAGCUUGGAACGAUACCCUCCUGCAAGUGCGACCGACAGCACAGCAUCUCCCCUUCGCCACCAUCUGCAAGCGCCACCAUGGAGACUGGAAGGAUGGGAAUGUUCCUUUCCAUCAAUACUGACAUUUCUAAAAGGUCAAAAGACCUCUGUUUACUCACCGUGCAAAACACUGUUGUGUCCAUGGAGGGACACGACUGCAGCAUUAGCCAAGCAUUUCCCCCCUAAGAUCAAUGUCAGUCGCUGCCCGACUGAGAGGCAGUUUUCUGACGGGCUGUACGAAAACCCCACAAACUUGAAAAAUAAUUUUUAAAAGGAUGAGCGACAGAAUCUCUCCAGGGACAAUCAUGAAGAAACCAAAAUUGCAGCAACAAUCCUGCCUUGCUGCUUUUUGUACACUGGAACAAUCAGGAUAAGACGAGGAGACUCUUCUCCUUUUUAUCCUUCUUUUUAAACUUCUAAAAUAUAUAUAAAUAUAUAGAACAAAACUUUUUUAAAAAGCAAGAUACUUGGCUGCUGCUUUUUUCAACGUUAUGUGUGAAUGGUGGAAAUUCCUCAAGAGGAAUUUAGCUGAAACACAAGUGUGGGAUAAUUAUUGUAGCUAGAGGAAAAGAAAACCAAACAACCAACUCUGCCAAAUGCAUCCAGGUAUACUAUUAAACUGCUAAUCUAUCUUAAAAAAAUAUGCUGUUAAAGUUAACAUACAGUCCGCCUGGAUUUUUCUUGCACAGACCCAUUGAAGUGACCCAGAGCCCCUUGCAAGAGCUUCUCUGAGCUUCUCCACAAAUUCUUGUUUCACCUGCGGGGCAGAGAAGAUCUCUUGGCCUUUGGGGUUGAGCAAAGGGGAAUAAGAGCGUCACAUUUGGCCCCCACCCUCCAAAAAAUUCUACAAAUGCCUAUGCUGCUGUGGACUCAAAACCUGUAGGACACGUUGAUCUUUGUUUGCAAUGUCCCCAACAGGACUUCAUGCAGAGGGACAUCAGGUCCGAAACUUAUUGAUGCUGCUAUUUUCCUCAUGAAUGUUAUCUUUGUUCCCCCACCCCUCCGUUGGCAUUACCUUGUACCACUGGCUUUGUUAUGGAAAGGAAAUGACAUCCGUCUGCCGGGGCAACUUGUUUUUGUAGAUCGUCUCUCUUUCCACCCAUCAAGGCACUGCCAUGUGCUAAGAAGCAGCAUUUGAUACAGUGGAUUCGAUGCAACUCAAUGGGUUCUUUCCCAUGGAGGAUGGAGCUGGAGAGAUCCUUUCACAUGCCUCCUGGUUCUGUGCCACUUGCCAAAGAAAGGAGACCUUUUUCGGAUCAGGCAGCUGUGGGGACGUGCUUUUCUAGCCCACAACUCCUAGAGCAGUCUUCCCUAACCUGGUGGCUUCUUCGUUGGGGAAGACUGCUAUGGAGGUUGCCAUAGCACUUGACUUGAUGUCAAGCAGAAUGGGUAGCAGGUUGGCCAAGAAUCAUUCAGGGGGAAAAGGAAGCUCCACUGAUAGGAAUGAGAGCAAGCAGAAGGGCACGACUGUGGGCACACACUCCUCGCAUUCGUUCCAUUGGCUUGUGAGCAGGAGACCUUCCUAGUGGACACGUCGCAGAUUGUUCAAGAUUGUUCCCCACACGCCAUCAGUAUUUUAAGGUCCACGUCCAAGCUGUGCUCCAAGCUCCCCCACUGAACAACAGCCAAAAACAUGUUGCUCGGGGAACAUACUAAGUAUGGCAGAGAUGCCCUCCUCUGCUUCCCAGCAUAGCUGCAGCAAUGUCAGCUUUGCCCAGAUUUAUCUCCAGCAGGCAUUGCAUCAAAUUGGGCUGUUGGCUGUAAGUUCUCUGUCACUGCCUAGGUCCUUCAGGAAGGAACAGCUCAGGGAAGCCAAUUCAAACCAGAGAAGGAAGCUUUCCUCCUCCUUCUCUACUUUUUGCUUGACCCAGGUAUCAUCUCUCUCAUCUGUGCCACCGCUGAAGAAACUGCCAACACUGGAGUAGUGAAUUGGUCCUACACUAAGCUGGAGCCUCUACUUUCUGCUUGAGAAUGAACGCCAGUAAUCUUGAGCGGAGAUGCCUCGGAAGACACAUUACAGGAGGGGGUACCAGGUCUGGCUUAUUUGGAAUACCUGGACUUGAAACCAUGACCCUCCCAUGUGCUGGAAUUCCACUGAUUUUCCUGCCACAUGAAUGGAUCUUAAGAUAAACAAGUAGCAAGUGAGCCACUGAUCAGAAAGUACAUGGGUUCCUCUGACCCCAAGCUUUGUCCAUGGAAACCAAACAGCUGGAAUGGAAAUGGAAAUGUAUGUAACUCAAGAAAGGGAGUUAACCAUAUGUGCCUUCUUGUCCUUUAUUAUUUUGUUUUCCAGACCACAAUAGCAGAUCUGCCGUUUCAACAAGUUUAGGCUUCUUUGCUAAAAACAGUAAGACUUGAAAGACCCUCCGUCAGAGGAGGACAAGUUGUAGGAAGCAAGGUAGAAAAAGAAACUGAGGCGACUGUCUACUUGUGAAACUUGCACAAAAAGCAGCAAUAACUAUGAUGUCUGUUGCUGGGCAAAAUCCACUAUUUUACUGCAUUUUUGCCUCUUUUUAAAGAUGCAUUUCAGGCAUGUUCUUGUGACAAUGUUUUAUAAGGUUUUCCUGUCUCUUGUUGGUGCUAUAUUUUUAGAAUUUUUGAUGCCAAAACUGUUUUUUUAUACUAUCGUUUUUAUAAAAACAUAUGACAAACUUGUUUUUCUCUUUUUGUUUGUUUCUAUUGUUUUCAUUUUUAUGAGCUUUGUGAAGUGGAAGCUCAGUACCAAAGUGAACAUCUGAGCCUUUGCAAGGGGGAAAUUGGGUGCUGUUGUGUUUUUCUGUGUUUGUGUGUUUUGUUUUUGUUUUUUUUUACUGGAAAUGAAAACAAUUGGUUACUAAAGAGUUUACCUCGAACAUUUUCCAUUGUUUAAUUAAAGUCAGUGUUCUAUAACUGAGC
Podarcis lilfordi (Lilford's wall lizard) is the source of this 50942-nucleotide messenger RNA. Lineage: Eukaryota; Metazoa; Chordata; Lepidosauria; Squamata; Lacertidae. The record is from the annotation of a GenBank genome assembly.